CAUAAAGCUGUAAGGGGGCAACUCAGAAUGUAGUGUAGGCUGGAUAUCUCCUGGGUGCGGAUUGUUAAAAGUCAUUGGAUUAGUUCAUGUUUUGGCUCUUUCUUUGCAUGAAGAACAAAACAGCUUUAAACCAUAUUGAUAUUGUGUGUGUGUAUUUCCUCGUGUUUUAGAUCAUUCUGUUUUCUGACUGCACCAUCGAUAGGGAAGUUAACCGAAAGUCAUAACCGCAAGUGAUUACGAUUUGUAUUUCCCUCUGGAAAUUACUUUACAAUGUUGGACUAAGCCAAAGGAUUAUUAAGACUUUGAUGAUCACGAUGUGAAGUGACACCAGUCCAAGUCCAGCAUUGUUAUAGUACAAUCUUUGUGGCCCAGGGGCUCCUCUAUGGAGUUCAUAUUUCAAAGGAUGGCAGCACACAGCAGAUGUUGUUGUUUGUUGGUUUUGUUAACACUGUUGUACCGUGGUGGUGAGUGCUGUCCUAGCUCGACAUGAUGUGCUACCCAAUGUACCUAAACAUCCACUGUGUUAAAUACUGUAGCUAUUUUGGCGUUGUGUUGCAGACUGUAACAAUCACUCACUAGGUUACACAUUAUACUAAAUAAAUCGUUGUGUUACAGACUGUAACACUCACUAGGUUACAUAUUAUACUAAAUAAAUUCUUGUGUAACACACUGUAACAAACACUCACUAGGUUACAUAUUAUACUAAAUAAAUUCUUGUGUAACACACUGUAACAAUCACUCACUAGGUUACAUAUUAUACUAAAUAAAUUCUUGUGUAACACACUGUACAAGAAUCAUUGUGUCAUGAUAGAACAAUGUUGAUUCUCUAAAAUAGAACGUGCUGUGUCACCUAGUCAUCAGCUUUGUUUGAGAAAGAAGAUUUUUAGAUAUUUUUAAUUUAAAUGUUCAAUUAAAGCCUUGUCAGAUCUUGUAAAACUAAAAGAUUUUUUUUUUUUUUUUUUUUUUUUUUUUUUUUUGCAUCCGAUCAAAAUGCGUUAUGUAAAAGAAGAAAAAGAAAUAGCACAAACAUUUCAAGAAAGUACCCAUAUUCUAUUAUCUAUAAGGGGUACCUUCAAGUUUUAAAGCAUAUUAUUAAUAAUUCCACUAAAUUUUGUUCAGUUUGGAACUAAAUACACUUUAAAGUUUCGGGGGUGGGACUACUUAAUUGUACCAUCGUAUCUGUUUCUACACCAUAAUUUAUGAUAAUGGCCGGUGACUGGUGGCAGUCUAAAUCAAGAAAAUUCUCUCUUCACAGGCAGCGCCGCGCCUUACGUCAACAUCACCAAUCUCCCCUUCACCUGCUCCAUCCCCGAGAACACCCCGAUUGGCUCGCUCAUCUUCAAUACGACGUACUAUAACUCGGUCAACGGCACGACGGUCGUCUUCAACAUCAACAGUGGGUCUCAAUUGUUGUUAGUUUUUGCCAAAGUGGCAUCCAUAAAUUAUGUCAACAAGGUUUCGGCAGUUAAUAAUUAGUUGAAAAACUGUCAAGGAACCCUCCCUUCCCCUAUCCUUAAAAUUAAUGUGAAAAUGUUUACCCCCACCCACAGCCAACUUUAUAUUAUGUUUAUGAAUGUUCGUGUGCGCGCGCUUGCGUGCGUGUUUGUUUGUAUGUGUGUUUGUGUCUGUGUGUUUUGUUUCAAUGCUUUAAAAAUUGUAUACAAAAUAGGAAAAUAUAUAGUUUUAAUACAUGUGUUUACACUUGUUGAACACAAUUUAAAAUUUUAAUGUUUAGAAAUUUCGUCUAUGCACAUUUUUUUGUUGCCAAAUGCAUUAAAAAAAUGGUAAAGUACGAAAUGCUAUUGUUAGUAAAUUAUCCCCUUUCCCUGUCUGCCAUCAUCUUCCCAUAAAUGAUCCAAGUAGCCAUCCAGUGCAUUGUUCAGAAAUCUUUGGCUCCUCGCGGCUCUUUCACCCAUUAUAACAUUCAUUUUUUCCUAAGGAAGUGCCUAAUUAACAGUAUCGAAGUAAAAUAUUAAUUCUAGAUGUCAUGUCAUGCCAUGUGUACAUUUACUCUCCUUGCCAUGUGUACAUUUACUCUCCUUGCCAUGUGUACAUUUACUCUCCAUGCCAUGUGUACAUUUACUCUCCAUGUCAUGUGUACAUUUACUCUCCAUGCCAUGUGUACAUUUACUCUCCAUGCCAUGUGUACAUUUACUCUCCAUGCCAUGUGUACAUUUACUCUCCAUGUCAUGUGUACAUUUACUCUCCAUGCCAUGUGUACAUUUACUCUCCAUGCCAUGUGUACAUUUACUCUCCAUGCCAUGUGUACAUUUACUCUCCGUGCCAUGUGUACAUUUACUCUCCGUGCCAUGUGUACAUUUACUCUCCGUGCCAUGUGUACAUUUACUCUCCUUGCCAUGUGUACAUUUACUCUCCAUGCCAUGUGCACAUUUAGUCUCCAUGCCAUGUGCACAUUUAGUCUCCAUGCCAUGUGUACAUUUACUCUCCUUGCCAUGUGUACAUUUACUCUCUUUGCCAUGUGUACAUUUACUCUCCAUGUCAUGUGUACAUUUAGUCUCCAUGCCAUGUGUACAUUUACUCUCCAUGCCAUGUGUACAUUUACUCGCAAUGCCAUGUGUACAUUUACUCUCCAUGCCAUGUGUACAUUUACCCUCCUUGCCAUGUGUACAUUUACUCUCCAUGCCAUGUGUACAUUUACUCUCCAUGCCAUGUGUACAUUUAUUCUCCAUGCCAUAAGUGCAUUUACUCUCCAUGCCAUGUGUACAUUUACCCUCCAUGCCAUGUGUACAUUUACUCUCCAUGCCAUGUGUACAUUUACCCUCCAUGCCAUGUGUACAUUUACUCUCUAAUCAGCCGUUGCCUGCAGCCCCCUAAAUAUUUUCAAUGCAGAUUUGACUUAUACACUUGCUUUUUUACUCCCCCCAAAAAGUAUGCUGAUAGCUACUUUAUUGUAAUUAUGGGAAUAGAAUAUGGUGUAACUUUGUAAUAUUCUAUUACACAGCAUCGUAUUCUAACUAUUCAGCGGUUAAAUGAUCAACAAUUUAUCUGUUUCAUUUAGAAGAGGCAGGUAAUUUCUUGGGCCUAGGAACACAAGAACACAUCGUAGUUGUUGUUCUUAAAGUUUGAAAGGAUUGGAUCCUACUAUUAUUGAUGCCAUCAAAUUUUUUUUAUCAUUUCAUAUUAAUGUUCUUAUAUAUAUAUAUCAUAGACAAACAUCAACGGUGACAUUAAUUUAUUAUAUACAACCUGCCCUUUAUUAAAAUUUGUCAAACGCUGUCACACUCCCUACACUCAUUUCGUUGACGUAAUUUAUGGACGCAACCAAUCAGAGCACUAUGGCGUGGGGUUCACAUCUUUUAAUUUAUAAUUAUUAUUUUUUUAUUUUUUUUUAACAUAGUUGCUCUAUCAGAAGCAUUAUAAGGUUUUUAACACAAUUUUACGAAUAAUUUCGUUUCUAAUUCCAUUCCAGUUUUAAGGCCAUAUUUUUUUUUUUUUUUUUUUUUUUUUUUUUUUUUUUUUUUUUUUUUUUUUUUUUUUUUUUAUUUUUUUUUUUAUAUUUUUUUAUUUUUUUUUUUUUUUUUUUUUUUUUUUUUUUUUUUUUUUUUUUUUUUUUUUUUUUUUUUUUUUUUUUUUUUUUUUUGCUUAAUUUAAUUUUUUUUUGUGGUCAAAUUCAAUUAAAAAUCUUAUUUAGUAUUUUUUCUUUAUCUUAUUUAUUUUGCUCUUUUGUUUCGUUUCUUUUCCUUUUUUAAAAAUCUUAAAUCUUCUCAAAUUAAGAAACAAUAAUUUUAAUAAUAUUCUGGAACGAGAAUAACUUGCAUUCCGAAAAAAAGAUAAUGUAACAUUCUUAUUAAAAUAAUAUUUUUUUUCAAAAACUACCUGAUAUUUUAUUCAGACCAUUAAUAUUUUUUUAGACAUGAGUUACCAUUUCAUAUUGAAUGAUCAUCCAUUGAUUGCCGUCUUUGUCAGCAUAACAUCUCAUGUUUACAUAUUAACACCUCCACACAUUCGUUUUUUUCCUUUCUACAGUUACUGACCCUGAACUAGUUCCUGAUGGUAAUCGUUUAGCAUUUUGUCAUAAUCUCGAUACCAAUAUUAUCCUUUUCAUUUAUGCACAAUUAGCUUUUAUUAUCGUUUAUAUUCGUUGCUGUUUUCUUCAAAAGUUGCCCUAAACAGUGUAAUCCUUAUGCAAUGCAACACAAAUAUCCAUGUCUGCCCUCGGCGUCAUUUUUGACUUAAAUUCAAGAAGAGUGAUUACCCCCCUUUUUUUUUUCUUUGCUAUGCGCUAGAUUCCCAUAUCUUAUACAUCUAUAUUUCGCCUCGUGUUACACCAUAUAUAUUUUGUUCUUCCUAUGUCUAUACGUAUAUUUGUAAACCCCAGGGGAAACUCGGAUAAUCAAUUUUUAAAGAGAAAAUCAGUAUUUGUUAAAACGGGUUUCGGUUUAUUAAAUGCUUACAAUUUACAAUAACAACCGUUUUCCCCCAUAGCCGUUAAUUGCAGGGACAAAAUUGAAGGUGUACAAUUAUUAUGGGAGUGGUACUAUACCGAUAGGUAAACGGAGAGCACAUAAACAUCUAAUGUUGUGUUACAAUAGUGUAAACAGCUUCUUUUCUUUUUAAAUUCAAACUUUACAUAAACUUUCCAAAUAGUUUCCUUUCAAAAGAACUUACCUGUAGACCGUGUAGAUAACAAACAUUUCAAAUAUGUGGGUCACUGUGAACAAGGAGGAACCACGCCCCCUUGAGUACACGAAAAAAACAUUUUAACGAGAUUUCAGAAUAACCUGUUAAACUCCCCCCCCCCCCACCCACACACACUCCCCCCCCCCCCCACACACACACACACUUCUUUCUUUUAAUGUCAUAACCACAUUGUUGUUGUCAAUAUUGUAUAUUGCAUUUGUGCGUGCUAUUACUGCUUUAAAAAAUAUAUGCUAAUCGCUGUUUGAAUAGCUGUAGCUAUUCCUGUAGCUAUUGCUGCUGCUGUUGUUUUAGUUUGUGAUGGUCAACGGCGACAGCAGAAAUUGAAAUGGAGUUGGUUAUGUAAAAUCUAGUUGUAGUUGUUGUUUUUUUUUUUUUUUUUUGCUAAAAUUUUUAAAAAAGGAGAUCGUUGUCAACACACAAGAAACAAACUUUCAGUUUUGACACGUUGUCAACACACAAGAAACAAACUUUCAGUUUUGACACGUUGUCAACACACAAGAAACAAACUUUCAGUUUUGACACGUUGUCAACACACAAGAAACAAACUUUCAGUUUUGACACGUUGUCAACACACAAGAAACAAACUUUCAGUUUUGACACGUUGUCAACACACAAGAAACAAACUUUCAGUUUUGACACGUUGUCAACACACAAGAAACAAACUUUCAGUUUUGACACGUUGUCAACACACAAGAAACAAACUUUCAGUUUUGACACGUUGUCAACACACAAGAAACAAACUUUCAGUUUUGACACGUUGUCAACACACAAGAAACAAACUUUCAGUUUUGACACGUUGUCAACACACAAGAAACAAACUUUCAGUUUUGACACGUUGUCAACACACAAGAAACAAACUUUCAGUUUUGACACGUUGUCAACACACAAGAAACAAACUUUCAGUUUUGACACGUUGUCAACACACAAGAAACAAACUUUCAGUUUUGACACGUUGUCAACACACAAGAAACAAACUUUCAGUUUUGACACGUUGUCAACACACAAGAAACAAACUUUCAGUUUUGACACGUUGUCAACACACAAGAAACAAACUUUCAGUUUUGACACGUUGUCAACACACAAGAAACAAACUUUCAGUUUUGACACGUUGUCAACACACAAGAAACAAACUUUCAGUUUUGACACGUUGUCAACACACAAGAAACAAACUUUCAGUUUUGACACGUUGUCAACACACAAGAAACAAACUUUCAGUUUUGACACGUUGUCAACACACAAGAAACAAACUUUCAGUUUUGACACGUUGUCAACACACAAGAAACAAACUUUCAGUUUUGACACGUAGUCAACACACAAGAAACAAACUUUCAGUUUUGACACGUUGUCAACACACAAGAAACAAACUUUCAGUUUUGACACGUUGUCAACACACAAGAAACAAACUUUCAGUUUUGACACGUUGUCAAUACACAAGAAACAAGCUUUCAGUUUUGACACGUUGUCAACACACAAGAAACAAGCUUUCAGUUUUGACACGUUGUCAACACACAAGAAACAAACUUUCAGUUAUGACACGUUGUCAACACACAAGAAACAAACUUUCAGUUUUGACACGUUGUCAACACACAAGAAACAAACUUUCAGUUUUGACACGUUGUCAACACACAAGAAACAAACUUUCAGUUUUGACACGUUGUCAACACACAAGAAACAAACUUUCAGUUUUGACACGUUGUCAACACACAAGAAACAAACUUUCAGUUUUGACACGUUGUCAACACACAAGAAACAAACUUUCAGUUUUGACACGUUGUCAACACACAAGAAACAAACUUUCAGUUUUGACACGUUGUCAACACACAAGAAACAAACUUUCAGUUUUGACACGUUGUCAACACACAAGAAACAAACUUUCAGUUUUGACACGUUGUCAACACACAAGAAACAAACUUUCAGUUUUGACACGUUGUCAACACACAAGAAACAAACUUUCAGUUUUGACACGUUGUCAACACACAAGAAACAAACUUUCAGUUUUGACACGUUGUCAACACACAAGAAACAAACUUUCAGUUUUGACACGUUGUCAACACACAAGAAACAAACUUUCAGUUUUGACACGUUGUCAACACACAAGAAACAAACUUUCAGUUUUGACACGUUGUCAACACACAAGAAACAAACUUUCAGUUUUGACACGUUGUCAACACACAAGAAACAAACUUUCAGUUUUGACACGUUGUCAACACACAAGAAACAAACUUUCAGUUUUGACACGUUGUCAACACACAAGAAACAAACUUUCAGUUUUGACACGUUGUCAACACACAAGAAACAAACUUUCAGUUUUGACACGUUGUCAACACACAAGAAACAAACUUUCAGUUUUGACACGUUGUCAACACACAAGAAACAAACUUUCAGUUUUGACACGUUGUCAACACACAAGAAACAAACUUUCAGUUUUGACACGUUGUCAACACACAAGAAACAAACUUUCAGUUUUGACACGUUGUCAACACACAAGAAACAAACUUUCAGUUUUGACACGUUGUCAACACACAAGAAACAAACUUUCAGUUUUGACACGUUGUCAACACACAAGAAACAAACUUUCAGUUUUGACACGUUGUCAACACACAAGAAACAAACUUUCAGUUUUGACACGUUGUCAACACACAAGAAACAAACUUUCAGUUUUGACACGUUGUCAACACACAAGAAACAAACUUUCAGUUUUGACACGUUGUCAACACACAAGAAACAAACUUUCAGUUUUGACACGUUGUCAACACACAAGAAACAAGCAUUCAGUAUUGACACGUUGUCAAUACACAAGAAACAAGCAUUCAGUAUUGACACGUUGUCAACACACAACAAACAAGCAUUCAGUAUGGACACGUUGUCAACACACAACAAACAAGCAUUCAGUACUGACACGUUGUCAACACACAAGAAACAAGCAUUCAGUAUUGAUACGUUGUCAAUACACAAGAAACAAGCAUUCAGUAUUGACACGUUGUCAACACACAACAAACAAGCAUUCAGUUUUGACACACAAAGGUCUGCAGAAACGAAUAUAUAUACUAACAAAUAACAAAGUUUUUUUGUUUUUUUCUAAAGAAGUUAUACAAAAAAGAAGUUACACAAAAAAGAAGUUACACAAAAAAGAAGUUACACAAAAAAGAAGUUACACAAAAAAGAAGUUACACAAAAAAGAAGUUAUACAAAAAAGAAGUUAUACAAAAAAGAAGUUACACAAAAAAGAAGUUACACAAAAAAGAAGUUAUACAAAAAAGAAGUUAUACAAAAAAGAAGUUACACAAAAAAGAAGUUACACAAAAUAGAAGUUACACAAAAAAGAAGUUACACAAAAAAGAAGUUACACAAAAAAGAAGUUACACAAAAAAGAAGUUACACAAAAAAGAAGUUACACAAAAAAGAAGUUAUACAAAAAAGAAGUUACACAAAAAAGAAGUUACACAAAAAAGAAGUUAUACAAAAAAGAAGUUACACAAAAAAGAAGUUAUACAAAAAAGAAGUCACACAUAACGGACAAAAUUACCAAACAUGGACUCAGUUUUAUCUUUAAAAGUUACAGAGAGUUGCUAUAUGCAGGGCGGUGCCGAGGACAAUCGGCACCCGAGGUAAAGCAUGAAAAUGCCGCCCUUCCAUGUAUAGUAAGAAAAAAAAACUGUCGCCCGCGGUGGAGUAGUGAACUUUCUAAAGAGUAGCUCGGCACGGCAAUAAAUAUUAAAAUAUAUUAAGUAUGGUCAAGAUAUAGUAGGCAAUGUAGUAGGAUAUAGUUGGUGAUAUGAUCGAACAAUUGAGUCAUUAGAAACGUGCAAUUUAGGAGCUUGAAAAUUUUAGUAAUAGUAUUUUGACAAAAUGUUAGCAAAAUGCAGGGGAAAACAAAUGCUCACACUUUGCCACGCCCACCCCCCCCCCCCCCCCUUUUUUUUUUUUUUUUUUUGCGGACACCCAUGUAAGCAAGUAUUACGUUUUGUGUAUGCUACGUCAUCUAUAUUAAAUAGGUGUACAUGACACACGUGCAAUGUCAGCCCAUAUAUUCAUCAUGGCAUCCACAAUGGGACGCCAUCUUGUGCACACUUAUCAAACCCUUUAGGCCACAACUUUGUUCACUCCACACCUCUUUGGUUUCCGCACGGGAACUGUUUUCGAACCCAUAUGAGCUUUAACUAUGUAUAGUGUUUGAUAAAUAUAGCCGAACUAUAAAGUAAGAAAUAACUCCUAUAAACUAGUGGUGAUAACACAAGGACCGCAUCCAUUCUUUGUAAUGGCUUCUCAUUUAAUCAUUAUUAUCAUAUAUCCAUAUGUAUAUUUAUUUUAUUUUUUACUAUAUUUUUUAAAUAGCAAAAUUAUAUUUAUUUUCAAAUUGCUUUUUCAAAUAUAAAAUAUUUAUUACAAUGCGGGGAUACAUUGGCUUAAAGGUAUUUGCUUCAAGCUGUGAUUAGCCAGGCUAAUUUGUGUUGCAUUGAGUGGGGCUUCGUGGAAUAGUGUAGUUAGGUACAGUGGCCUAAUGGUACAGCCCAUUCAGUGUUUUGCUGAAUUCAUUUCAUUAAUCCAAAUUAAUUAAUUUUGAUGAUUACGUCAAAAAAUGUAUCUCUUAUUUGGUAUCGAAUUUUUUUUUAAAUCUAAAAAAUAAAAUGACCAGAGAUGCAUUCACAACAGGUUCGUUUCAAAGUAGCUCGAAUCUUUCCAAAUUUGAUGGGUUCCUAAUUAACAUUUGAAAGUUAAAACUGCGGGAAAAUUCAAUUUAGGCUUGCAGUAAUGUAGAACCACUGACAUAGGUUAGUGUUUUGUGACCCCAAAAAAAGCAUCCCUUUCAAAUUAGAUUAAUUCGUUUAUUACAUGUAUAUAUGCACGACGAGUUGAUCUAGGUCAUAGUUGUAUUGUGUGUGUAGCUGUGUAGUUCUGAUUUAUUUAAUUUUUUAUUUCAACGCACAUCAGCAAAACCUGCACGUGUGUGUCAAUUAUUAUUUUAUUUUUUAAAAUUAUGUUACUUUUUUUUUCAGUUUUUUACGAGUUCUUAAAUGACGUUUUUGAUGUCUUUAUCCGGCGAUUAGAUGUUUAGUUAGUUACUGAUGUUGCUCCACUGCAGGUUACAUAUUUAGUAACACUGCAAAUGUGCUUUCCCUUUGCAAGGCUGUGGCCCAUGCGGGGCUAACAGUUAACAGUACUUGAGCUUAAACUGUUGUCGCAACGUGUAGAGCAUUCGCGCUGUAGGACAGUUGUGUUGCAGGACAAUCAGGUUGUAGGAAAGUUGGGAUUUAAGACAGUCAGUUUCUAGGAAAGUUGGUUUUUGUGAAUGUUGGGUUGUAGGACAGCAGGUUGUAGGAAAGUUGGGAUGUAAGACAGUCAGUUUCUAGGAAAGUCGGUUUUUGUAAAUGUAGGGUUGUAGGACAGCAGGUUGUAGGAAAGUUGGGAUGUAAGACAGUCAGUUUCUAGGAAAAUCGGUUUUUGUGAAUGUUGGGUUGUAGGACAGCAGGUUACACUGGUGGGCUAUUAAUAGUAUAAAUAUUCUUUUUUUUUUUUUUAAAGUGUUAAACGCUUGUUUCUUUAUCCUUUUAUGUUUCUGCAACGUCACGAUUUCCAGACUUUUGUCUUACCGCGACUUCUACCAAACUAUGCAGGUUACACUGGUGGGCUAUUAAUAGUAUAAAUAUUCUUUUUUUUUUUUUUAAAGUGUUAAACGCUUGUUUCUUUAUCCUUGUAUGUGUCUGCAACGUCACGAUUUCCAGACUUGUGUCUUACCGCGACUGCUACCAAACUACACGUGUAAGCAGAGUUCUAUAACGGUUGCAAAUCCGAAAUGGCGAUCCUUACUUCCCUGGACACCUUUUUAAUUUGUUGAUUUAAGAAAAAAAAAGAGAUUAUAUUUUUAACUUUUUAAGAUAUGUAUGGGCGCAUUUCUGUGUUAUUGAAAAGUUCCCAUUUUGUGAUAACCUAUCCUCCUCCCCUGAGAUGUAAACAAAUGGUUACCGGAAAUUUGAUCGAAAGAAAUUUCGUCGACAGUAAAUUGAUCGACGGAAAAUUGAUCGAACGGAAAUUAGGUCGAACCUUUUUUUCAGGUCACACGUUAAAAUUUUUCGUCAAACUUCUAUUUGAUUGCAUUAUUUUGUUCUACUAUAUAGUAAAGUGCGUUCAAAAAGAAAUUUGACGAAAAAUUUUAACGUGUGAACUGAAAAAAAGAUUCGACCAUUUUUCCGUUCGAUAAAAUUACCGUCGAUCAAUUUACCGUCGACGAAAUUUCUUUCGAUCAAAGUUCCUGAUACAGUAAACAAAUACAUGUAAAUAUUUGGUGCCCCCAUUGUACUUGGGUCUGGAUACGCCCCUAUAACCUUAUAACUUUUGUCUCUUUGUGCGACACUCUUUUUGUUUUGUUUUUUGGUCACAUUCUGACAGAGAACAAAUAAGGACAGUAAAGUUAUCAACAGUCACUGUUUCCGUGAAUCUUUGUGUCUAGUUAGUUAAUUUUAACAACAGUUUUGUGUAAAGUUUUUUUUUUUUCAUUUAAUAAAUGUUAACACGAUAAAUUAUUUUCAGUGUAUUCAGCUUAGUGUUCUGUUUUGACUUAUCCCUUCACAAAGCAAGUAUUUGUAAACUAAAGAAAACUGUGUUUAACUGCCAACUUAAGAGAACCAAAUCAAAUCGGCCUUCGAAUUAACGGCACCUUAGUAACAUAAUUUAUUAUUAACGUUCUAAAAGGUCGAAUAAAUUAUUUGAAACAUCAAAAGCAGGUGCCAAAAUAACUCUAAAUGGCAUUUAACAAACUGGUCCAUAGAUCAAAUGUUGUCUCUUUGUUUUUCUACUUUGUGAUUUAUUUUAAAAAUUAACUGAUAAAUUCACACUGUAUAAACUCCAUAUUUUCCAAGAUGGCAACCAGGAUCGACGCUUCUCAGUAGAUUCCGCCAACGGACAGGUUUACGUCGGAGAUUUCUUGAACUAUGAAAAAGUCAAAACUUAUUCCUUACAGAUCAAAGUAGUGAAUGUGAAUAACUUAGUGGUGGAUUAUAAAACUCUAACUGUCAGCGUUACCGAUGUCAAUGACAACGCUCCAGUAAGUACUUUUCAAAGCUUACAUUUGUAGCGAUAGUUUUUUUAAAUUAUUUGUUCACAGCACAGACGCGAAAUGUUUUGGUCUCGUUCACUGCGUGUACUACCGGUAUUUCCGCACCAGUGGGCUUUGCGCAGCCUUAGUUAAAGGUUGCCAAAGUGGUGUUUUUGCUCGUUUUUUUUUAUUUUUUUGCUUUUGGUGCACAGAUGUGUCGCACGUUUAGUUUUGGGGAGUCAGGCCAACAUAACCCUUUUUAACUUCAAUGUAACUAUUUGUUGUUGUUUUUUUUUAAAUCACAAUAAUGUUUCAGUAGCUACUUGAUAGCUGAACAGAGAUACAAAACUACGGGGUCUUUAAUUAACAAACAUCUAUAUAUAAAAUUUGCCAGCAAAGGGCAAACACCACCACGCAGGCUAUAUAUAGAUACGCCAGAAUGUGAUUAAAUAAUGAAUUUACUAGCACGCAAAAUAUAAUUCCCAAUAACUACGCAAAAUGAUGAUAAAUAUCUUUUUUUAAUAACGCAAUAGCGUUUGAUGCGUAAUAUUUUCUUUUCGGAAAUGAAAUCGUCUCAAUUUAAGUAUUGUGUAAAAAAAUGUUCGUUUUAAAAGUGGUUGGGACAUGAGAAUAUUAAUAGAGUUCAUGGGCGUGAAAUAAAUAGUGUACAGUGACGUAUCAUGAAAAAAAAAAAGGGGGGGGAGGGGUGUAGCAAAAUUGGGAUUCUUAAAUGUGCGUUACUUGAGUUCAUGUUUUUGUCAAGUAACUUUAGUAGAUGGGAAGUUCACGCAUUGCUGUCGUCAAUGUUUGGCGGACUCCAUCUAGUUUAAAAUAAAAAUAGGUUUGCCCUCUGCUCGCGCGUAGGCGAGAACAAGGCAAAAACACGAUACUCAAACUUACCCUAGAAAUGACGACGUAACACUGAAUUAGUUGGCGUAUGCCUGUGUACUUGAGUCUUUGCAUGUGGGUGUACGCUCGUGCGUAGGUGUAUGUGCGUUUGUGUGUACAAGUGUAUGUGUGUUUCUAAGUGUGUGUGUGUAUGUAUGUGUGCAUGUUUGAUCGCGCGUGAAUAUUUGCGCGCGCGUGUGUGUGUAUAUGCACGGGUGUGUUUGUGUGUGUGAGUGUAUGGGUAUGUGUCUGUGUGAGUGUAUGGGUCUGUGUCUGUGUGAGUGUAUGGGUAUUGUAACACAUAUGCUCUGACAUCAUUGUAACUUAGUGGGUUAUGUCAGUAGAAUGGUCACUUGUUUUAUGUUAAUAAUUCAGGAUGCCGGCUAAGACUUCUUCAUUCUCCCACUUAUCUUCUUCUUCUAUAUCUUAAGGGCCCACGAUCAAUUUAUUGAUCAUUUUGGCUCCUAUGCAUGUAGAUGGGAUUUGCCAUGUUUCUGUUACUGGUGGUGAUGAGGAAAUUAUGCACUAGGGGUUUGAAGGCUUGAGGCAAUAGACACAAAUGUGUCUAGUGUUGUCACCUCAACCGUUCCUUUUAAAAGAUUGUUCCCGUCCCUGAUUGUCUUGGGCAGGAAUGAGCAGCUCCUAUACUGGCUUCUUGCUGGUAUGAGCCUGAAUUGCCUGUCAUGGCCUCGUCGCUGUCUAUGGGGGAGAGGGACGAGUUUCUGUUUAAUACUGGAACAGUGGACCAGCCCAUUAUUUAUCUUGUACAUCAUGGAGAGCCUGGAUUGUCGUCGUCGUUUCUCCAAUGGUGACCAGCCUAGUGUUUCUAGCAUGCUGCCAACACUAGAGGUAUUCCUGUAGCGGUUUAGGACAAAGCGUGCUGCUCGUCGCUGGACCGCCUCCAACCUGUCAAUGCUCUUCUGGGUAAAUGGGUCCCAGACUGAAGAUGCAUAAUCUAAAAUCGGACGGAUAAAGGCUUUAUAUGCUCUUUCUUUCACACAGGAGUUGCCAAUCUUUAGAUUUCGCCUUAAGAACCCCAAGGCUUGGUUUGCUUGGUUACAUACAUUGUUAAUAUGCUCGUCCCAGCGGACCUCUCUUUGAAUGGUAACACCCAGGUACUUUACGGAGGAAACUUGCUCAAGAAUAUGGCCGUGCAGUUUGUAUUGGUAGUGUAGAGGAGUACAACUUCUAGAGAUUGAUAGUGUCUGGCACUUGGCAGGGUGAAAUUCCAUGUCCCAGCUCAUCUCCCACUCAGCUAACAGAUUGAGAUCCUGUUGUAGCUGGUCCUGGUCAGAUCUGUUGGCGAUCGUCCUAUACACUGCUGUGUCAUCUGCAAACAGUCUUGCCUGUGAUGUCAGUUUCUCCGGUAGGUCAUUAAUGUAUGCUAGGAACAAACAGGGGCCCAGGACUGAUCCCUGGGGGACCCCUGACUUCACAUUGACAAAGGAGGAGCUUGUACCGCCCACCACUACUGCUUGGCGUCGGUGGCUGAGGAAGCUAGAGAUCCAUGUUUUAGUGGUGCCUUGAAUCCCAUAUAUCUGGAGUUUGUGUAGAAGCAAACUAUGAUUCACCCGGUCAAAUGCUUUUGCGAAGUCCAUUACUAGCACGUCAGUCUGCUUGUGGUUCUCCAGAUUGGUCAUCAAGUCUUCUACAAAUUCGAGAAGCUGGGUCUCACAUGACCUAUUGACUCGGAAGCCAUGUUGACAGUCAUUGAGUAUAUUUUGGCUUUCAAGAUGCUUCAUGACAGAGCUUACGAUUAUGUGCUCCAACAGUUUGCAGACGACGCUAGUGAGGGAUAUCGGACGAUAGUUGGCAGGGUCGGAAUGCUCCCCUUUCUUGUAAAUUGGAGUGACAUGCGCUGUUCUCCAGUCUGCUGGAACAUUUCCUGUGCAUAGUGACGAUUGGAAGAGGAUUGUCAGUGCAGGAGCGAUUUCUUUGGCUAAUUCUUUGAGCACUCGUGGUUUAAUGUGGUCAGGACCACAUGCUUUGUAAGGAUUAAUGGUAUUGAGGAGGGCAAACACACCUUGUUCUGAUAUCUGGAUAUCUCCCAUGAUAGGAUAGGCUCUGUUCAUCAUUUUGGUUUUCAGAAGGAACUCAGUCUCAGAGUACUCUCUACCGUCACCAAAGACCGACUGGAACUGCUGAUUGAGUAUCUCCGCCUGUGCUUUUGGGUCAGAUGUCAAUUGGCCAUCCCACCUCAAGGGGGAAACUCCAGCGUUUGAGGACUUUUGGUGUUUCACAUAGCUCCAGAAGCGCUUGUUCUUGACAUCUUUGGUCGGGGUGUCUUCCUCUGAGAAGAUGCCGUUCAUGUAGUUCCAAUACGAUCUACGCAAUAAGCGUUGAAUGGUUCGGCGGAGUCUCAGUACCUCCUCUCUCAGUUCAAUCGAGCCAUUUUUCUUCAUGCGUUUGUAUUGGCGGUCUCUCCUGUGGAUGAGCCUACGGAUUUCAGCCGUGACCCAUGGCUGAUUUAUCCUAGGUUUGGUGAUUUGGUGUGGUAUAAAUUUCUUCACUGCAUCAGUGAUUGUAGUCUUGAACUUCACCCACAGCUCGUCUGUUGUCGCUGUACCUUGAAUCCCCUUCAUGUUUGAGCUUAGCACUGUGGUUGCAAUCCUUAGGCCAUCCCAGUCUGCCUUGGCAUAAAUUGGGAUUUCUCGAAUGAUUUGUUUCAUUUUUAUUGUGUUGACCUGAAAUUCACACUUAUUAUCCAGGCACGCAAAGAAAGGAUACUGAAUUCUGAUUAAACUUACAGUACUUUAUUGAAUCACACUUUACACUGAUACUAUUAAUAAUAAUCCUUGCAUGAAUGUAAUCAUUUCACAUAUAUAUAUAUAAUAUUCCACCACUCAGAAAGACACGUCCUCACUUUACUAUAACUCAGCUCAACUCUACAAUAACUCAGCUCUCACUCUCUCUACUGCUCUGCGCCCACUAUAUCAAUCAACUGCCCCUUUUAUUACCAGCAAAGCGUGGAAAACGCCCGCUUUGCAAAAAACAUAAUUUACUCUCCAAAAAACGUGGAGCUCACUUUUUCCUCUCAAAAAUACAAUCCACUCUCUCUCUCGUGGAAAAACAUGGUCAACACAAUUCACUGUUCACUCAUGCUACCUCUCUGUUUUCUUGUCUGUUUGAGUGUAUGGGUAAGUGUCUGUGUGAGUUUAUGGGUAUGUGUCUGUGUGAGUGUAUGGGUAUGUGUCUGUGUGAGUGUAUGGGUAUGUGUCUGUUUGAGUGUAUGGGUAUGUGUCUGUGUGAGUGUAUGGGUAUGUGUCUGUUUGAGUGUAUGGGUAUGUGUCUGUGUGAGUUUAUGGGUAUGUGCCUGUGUGAGUGUAAGGUUAUGUGUCUGUGUGAGUGUAUGGGUAUGUGUCUGUGUGAGUGUAUGGGUAUGUGUCUGUGUGAGUGUAUGGGUAUGUGUCUGUUUGAGUGUAUGGGUAUGUGUCUGUGUGAGUGUAUGGGUAUGUGUCUGUGUGAGUGUAUGGGUAUGUGUCUGUUUUGAGUGUAUGGGUAUGUGUCUGUUUGAGUGUAUGGGUAUAUGUCUGUGUGAGUGGAUGGGUAUGUGUCUGUUUUUGAGUGGAUGGGUAUGUGUCUGUGUCAGACAAAGUAUGCAUGCAUGUCGGUGUGUAUGUGUGCGUGUGUAUUUUUUGAUCGCGUUAGAUGAUUUGUGUGUGUGUGUGUUGUUUCCUGUGUGUCUUUCGUUUGCUGUGUGAGUGUGUGUCGUUUGCUGUGUGUGUGUCGUUUGCUGUGUGUGUGUCUCGUUUGCUGUGUGUGUGUCGUUUGCUGUGUGUGUGUCUCGUUUGCUGUGUAUGUGUCUUUUUGUGUGUGUGUGUGUCGUUUCCUGUGUUUGUGUCGUUUGCUGUGUGUGUGUAGGUGCGGGAUUUUGGGUGAAUUUUAAGGCUGUGUGUGUAUGUGUUUGUAUGCGCGUCCACACAUGUGUCAUCGUGUGUGUGUGCUUGUGUAUUUGCGUGUGUUUGUGCGUGUGUGGCCAUGUGUGUGUGAGUGUUUGCCUUUGUGUCUAUGCGUGUGUGACAUUGCGAGAGUGCGUGCCCGCGUACGGGUGUUUGUGUGUGUAGUCGUGUAUGUUGCAUGCGUUUAUAUGUGUUCUGUGUGACGCGCGUUUGUGUUCGCAUGUGUGUGUUUGUGUUUAAGAAUGUACCAUGUGUGUUUGGGUUCGUUUUUGGGGGGUGUGUGUGUAUGAAUAUGCAUUCGUGUUUGCGUGUAUGUUUGCGUGUGUGUUUUGUUUCUAGCCUGCGUCUUUGUAUGUUAGAUUGUGUGUAUCUGUGUGUGUGGGUGGUUGCGUGAUAUUUUGUGUGCGUGUAUGGGUGUGCUUGUGUGUCGGUGUGUGCGUGCCUAUGUAUGUGUAUGUGUGCGUGGUUGCGUGUGUGCCUGUGUGUUUGUCUACGUGUGUGUAUUUUUUUGUGUACGUGGUUUUUGUAAACUUUAAUUAGACAUAUAAAUAUCUUGUUUAGUCUCAUUUUAUUAUUUUAACAUAAAAUAUGUUAUCCCACAGGAAUGCCGUCCGUACAAUGUACUUGGUGAACUCAAAGAGAGCGAUGCCGCUGGAACUAAUUUUACCUCCCUUGCCUGCACAGAUGUUGACACAGGCAAUGGUGGUAAAGUGGAAUAUUUAGUCAUUGAAGGUGAGGCAGGAUAAGAUGAAGAGACAACAAUUCUUGUUUGGGUAUUCGUGGCUUUUAAUAAAAUAAAUUCCUCUGACUCAACCUGUUGUUUAAUGUGAACGAUGAGUAUAAAUAUUAUUAUCCUAAGGUUCCAGGGGCCAUUUUGGGCAUGUGCCCUUUGGCCAGAAGCUAUUUUGGGCAUGUGCCCUUCGGCCCGAAGCCAUUUUUGGGCAUGUGCCCUUCGGCCAGAAGCCAUUUUUGGGCAUGUUCCCUUCGACUAGAAGCCAUUUUGGGCAUGUACCGGUCGGUCAGAAGCCAUUUUGGGCAUGUGACCUUCAGCCCGAGGCCUUGGUGACGGAUUUACUCACUCUCUGCAGCUGAUGGUAGAUAGAAUGAAUGGCAGGGUAAUAGAAAAGGUGACGCUACAGUCCCAUCUGGAUGUCUGCGCAUUGAUUUUUUAAAAUCUUGUUUUAUGCAGUCAAGGUAGGAAUAAAGUUGUAGUGUCCUGUGUGCAUGAGAACGAUUAUGACAUGUAGAGUUCACCGAACAUUAGUUCUUUGGGAAUUCUGCUGCAUGGCAUUCUUACGACAUGCCCAGCCCAUCUGGCUUUUCCUUUUUGUAGGAGCGUGUGGAUUCAAUCAGCCCGUUUUAGGACCUCUGUAUCAGGAACUCUGUCUUGUCAUCUUAUGCCAGGAAGCUUUCGUACGCAACGUAGACAGAGAUGGCUUAGUUGCCUAGCAUAUUUACUGUACACUGUCCACGUCACGCUAGGAUAUAGGAGAGUUGUUAAUAGGAAUAUCCUAUAUACCUUCAGCUUAGUGAAAAGUCUGAGACCCCUUCGCUCCCAAACACUCAUGCGGAGCCCUCCAAAUGCAACAUUUGCUUUGGAAAUUUGGUUAUUGAUCUCAUCUUCUAUUGUUACUGACCAGGCGAGGGUGUUGCCCAAAUCUGUGAAUUUUUCUACUGCUUUGAGAUUCCGUUCAUAACCUGAUAUUUUAGGUUCUUCGUAAGCUCUGCCUUUCUUGCAACAUUUCUGUUUUUGUCGUAUGGAUGGCGAGGCCGUAGUAGUCGUAGGUCUUAGCAAAGCAUGUUGCAUUUUCAGUUCCGAGCUUGCACUUAGGACACAUUCAUCAGCAAACGAGAGGUCUCGAAUAACCGUUUCUUUAACUUCGUAAUGGCCUGCCGUAUCAAAAGAUUAAAUAGCUGUCCGUCAGUCGUGUAUCUUAUAGGAAUGCCGUCAUUAUUAUCAAUAAAAGCUUCGGUCAGCAUUGCUGAGAAUACCAUGCUAAAAAGUGUUUGGUCUAGAACACACCCUUAUUUUACGGCAUUGUCAAGGGUAUGAGAAUCACUGUUUUUAUUUGUAGAUCACUGUUAUGUUUGGUAAGGAAAAGAUGUAGUUAAGAGAUUUCAUGUGUAGCUUUAUCUAUUGUGUGAGAGUGUUGUGACGUAUUUGGGUAAGGGGAAAUGACGCGUUAGUUUUGUUGUUGUUAUGGUGGCUAGAUGGCGGAUAUACUAUAUUGACUGUUUGGACUUGUGUGUUGCUUAGCGUUUGGAUGGAACGAUUUGAUUAAUAAUCUUGAAUUAUAUAUCAACCAUAGUUAAUGAACUGUUGUUGAACAAACUCAUAUCUUGCAAAAAAUCGGUUCCUGUUUUGUUGCAUUAGUAGCUGUUGUUAUCUGAUAUACUGUCUCGUGGGAUCAAGUGAAAGACUUAGCACAGACAGGUAGACACUCAUCUCCAUGAGUGGAUGAACACAACACUUCAGGUUCAACUGGCAUUAGUUACAGGAAAAUCCACAGACUUUUGUCCAGAAUCUACCAGCAUGACCAUCAUAUCAUGGAGUUGACGAGCCAUUGUAAUAAAUCUAUUCGGGUUCUGGUAGUUUUCGUUGCUGCAUCCAUAUACUGGCAUCUGUGCAACGGUUGAGGGUAUGAUGUUGAUAUUCUAACAGCUCCUAGCUGAUGCCAGGGCUGCCUUGAAGCUUUCGACCGAUGUCGAGUUCACAGUGGCAUCGCCCAUGUGGUUCAAUGGUAUUAUUGUGCGUGGGAAGAAAAAUUGUUGAUACUGCACUGUGUUGUACCGAGUCACUUUGAAGCAUUUGCUGUUGUUUCUGGUGUAAUUGUUUAUGGGAAUGUCAGAGGUGAAGUCCGUGUUCAAUGAGCAUUUUGCUCUGAUCAGUCUACCCGGCUUCUGAGGGGUGAGGUACGUGCCUUCUGGGAUGGCCAGCACCAGUCCCAUGAUCACUUUAUAUAAGAAUAUCAGGCGGAGUCCCUCUCGUCUUUCUUGAAAAAAAGGGGGGGGGGUGUCAAAUCUUUUUAAGAGGCCAGUGACGAAGCCAGGAAGGUGGUGGAUUUGUAGUCUCGAGCGAUACAACCCACCACGUUACGUUGAAUUCACUCCAUCUUUCACCAUUACCUUCCAUAUUCCAUCUCUACUGCCUGUGUUAAAUGCUUUGGUCAUAUCAAUAAAGGUGAUGAACAGGUCAAUGUGUUCCUCUUGACAUUUUUACUGGCGUUGGCGUCCUGCCAUAUGAAUACAUGUCAUCUGAACAUUAGGCACCACUCACAUAAGCCUAACUUAUAACGUUAGGUGUUCGAUCACCGAGUGGUCUAAACUGAGUCAAUCCAAAAAGAAGCAACAUCACUAGCACCCCGGGUGGAUGGGACUCCAAUUAGCCAUGGACGGCAACUCAUCUAAGAAAAGGAAAAAAUUCUGACUUCAAACCCGGAGAUGGAGUCCCGUAGGCGGUAUGACAUUGACACAAUUAAACUUCCGGCAACUCAUGCGAUGCUACUGAUGCCAGCUGAAUAUCCACAUAUGAUUCACCGUUGGGUUCUCCAGGUACAUAGAGAGAGGUGAUUUUCUGUCUAGAGAACAAGCUUAUCCCAGGUCUUGCGAUUUCGGACGGACGGAAGCCAGAAUAGUUUAAUGAAUGUCAUUCUCGUCAGUGUGAACCUUCUCCUGAUUAGGAUCAUACCGUUUUAAUUUAAGAAAAUUGAAGGGGGAAAAAAAAGCUGCGAUUUGCCUUUUUGCUUCACUUCAAAAGAUCUUUUUAUAAUAUCUCAUUUUAUUACGGACAUCCUAAAGAUCUUACAGACUUUUAUGGACAGAUCAGUUUUAGCUCAAACGAUUACGGACUGUCCGUAAAUUUCAGACGAUCCAGAAUCACAGUUGAAGUUUUUAGAGACGUGUCUUGAAGCGUCUGAUCUACAAACCCCAAUACAAAUUCUUUCCUGAAGGAUUCUACAAGCGUAUGUUGAGCCUCGCCUCUAGAUUCACACUCAAACUGCCCCUUUCUUCUCCUAUUGUGACACUCUUCAAAAAUCAUAUUGAUGUUAGUUUUUUAUACCAUUUCUUUUGGAGCGGCCAUUGCUAAUGCAAAUCCUUAUCCUCUGCAUUUGUUAAAAAAAGCGGAAUAGACAUUGGAAAUGUACAAUUGCUAAAUAGUGUUGUAAAGCAAAGAAAGAUCUGCAAUGAGAACUUGUAAAAAAUCUCCAGCUUGUAGUUUGCAAGACAUGAGCUUCACUAUUCACUUAAGAAUCUACGCGCAAUAGAACUUGGAAUGAUAAAAUAAUAGUACAGGAGAAGGACAGAAUGAUCAUUGGAUCAUCGUGUACCUCCGAAUAUUGUGAUGACUUAAAAAACGAACUAUAUAUAGCCAAGGCCUGACAAUUUUCAUAAUAUAUGAUAUAAUAAGAGCUACGUGUGGAGCCGCAACAAACUUUCCACCCCAGGCGCCAGCCCUGACCAACCCCAAGACAACGUUUGUUCCGACACCACAGAUAGCAGCAGGCAGCACCGACACCACGGGGGCCCAACCAAAGUGACACGCUAUACCAGAUAAGGCCAUCACCAACAUUUGGGGCCAGAGCCAAAGAGAGCCAAUGAAAAGAGACUCACACGUUGACAAAACAUAAGUAGGCAUAAAAUGCUUCAUGUAUAAGUGGGCAUUAAAUGUAUCAUAUAGAAGUGGGCAUUAAAUGUAUCAUAUAAAAGUGGGCAUUAAAUGUAUCAUAUAUAAGUGGGCAUUAAAUGUAUCAUAUAUAAGUGGGAAUUAAAUUAUCAAAUUUAAGUAGGAAUUAAAUGUAUCAUAUAUAAGUGAGAAUUAAAUGUGUCAGAUAUAAGUGGGCAUUAAAUGUAUAAAACAUAAGUAGGCAUGAAAUGUAUCGUAUAAUAAUAAUAAUAAUAAUUAGUGGUCUGAUAUACCGCGGUACCCCGGCCUAGGGCUGGGCUCACCGCGCUGUACAUAAAAUUAUUAUCAAAAGAGACAUAAUCAUGACAUUAAAAUAAAAUACAUUUAUGAAAUAAAGAACAGCAUGUUACCAAUAUAUGUUAGUAGGCAUUAAAUGUAUCAAAUAUAAUUUAGCACUAAAUGUAUCAGAUGUUAGUGGCCAUGAAAUGUAUCAUAUAUUUGUGGGCAUUAAAUGUAUCAUAUAUAAGCGUUAAAUAUAUCAGACAUAAUUGGGAAUUAAAUGUAUCUGAUAUAAUUGGGCAUUAAAUGUAUCAUAUAUAAGUGGGCAUUUAAUGUAUUAGAUGUAUUAGAUAUAAGUGGGCAUUAAAGGUAUAAAUAUAAAUGUGCACUAAAUGUAUCAAAUAUACUUGGGCAUUAAUUGUAUCAAAUAUAAUUGGGCAUUACAUGUAACUAUAUGUGGGCAUUGAAUGUAUGAAAUAUAAUUGGAUAUUAAAUGUAUCAAAUAUAAAUAAAAAUGUAUUAUUUCUCGGUCUCCAAUUCAUAAAAAUAUAAAACUGUCAAACAUAUAAAACUUCCACAUUUAUAAAUAAAACUGUCACACGCAUAAAACUGUAACAUAUAAAAGUGUCACAUAUAAAACUGUCACACAUUUAAAACUGUCACACAUUUAAAACUGUCACACAUUUUAAACUGUCACACAUUUAAAACUGUCACACAUUUAAAACUGUCACACAUUUAAAACUGUCACACAUUUAAAACUGUCACAUUUUUAAAUCUGUCACACAUUUAAAACUGUCACACAUUUAAAACUGUCACACUUAUAAAACUGUCACACAUUUAAAACUGUCACACAUUUCAAACUGUCACACAUUUCAAACUGUAACACAUUUAAAACUGUCAAACUUUUAAUACUGUCACACAUAUAAAACUGUCACAGUCACACAUAUAAAACUGUCACACAUUUAAAACUGUCACACAUUUCAAACUGUCACACAUUUCAAACUGUCACACAUUUAAAACUGUCACAUAUUUAAAACUGUCACACAUUUAAAACUGUCACACAUUUAAAACUGUCACACAUUUUAAACUGUCACACAUUUAAAACUGUCACAUAUUUAAAACUGUCACACAUGUAAAACUGUCACAUUUGUGAAACUGUCACACUUAUAAAAGCAUCCCUCGAAAACAUCAUAGGAUUGGAAACGUUUCCUAAGAACCCUUUCCACAUAGUAUAUACUAGAUGCUGGCCUCUAUAAAUAAAUACCUUGUUGCCCCAUGCUACGAAUAAACCACUUCAUGUCACUCCUUUCAGGUGAUACUGGCGUCAUUGCCGUAAACAGCACAACAGGUGUUGCCACCAUUAAACGAACUAUAGAUUACGAUACAGAAAAGAGAGACACCUACCAGGUCAUUGUCAAGGUCAGGGACCUGGGAACACCGUCACUUUCUGUCAAUGCGACAGUCCUGCUGUCUGUCAAGGAUGUUGAUGACCUGCUUCCACAGUUCUCACCGUCCACUGUCACUGGCUGUAAGUUGUCAGAUGUCAAUAAUUCUAACUUGUCAAAUACCAUGGGCCGUCAACAAUCAUCUUUUAAUUUGAAGUCUUUUUUCUUUCCUCUAACUUACACAGUCUUUACCAUUAAAGUUUUAUUUUCUUUCAAAACUCAAGUUAGCUACUUAAGUCUUCAUUUGAAACAAAACUUGUUUCUGAAACUGUAACAUUAAUUUACUAUGUUCAAGUUAUUUGUAACAUUAUUCUUGCAUCCUUUUGCCAUUAGCUGGACGUUAAAACCGUUGAUUAACACCCCCUCACCAUCUGUAACACCCUCUCACAACACACACUCCCCAUCUGUAACACCCUCUCACCAUCUGUAACACCCUCUCACAACACACACUCCCCAUCUGUAACACCCUCUCAAUAUCUGUAACACCCUCUCACAAUACAUUCUCACCAUCUGUAACACCCUCUCACCAUCUGUAACACCCUCUCACAACACACACUCCCCAUCUGUAACACCCUAUCAAUAUCUGUAACACCCUUUCACAAUACAUUCUCACCAUCUGUAACAUCCUCUCACAAUACAUUCUCACCAUCUGUAACAUCCUCUCACAAUACAUUCUCACCAUCUGUAACAUCCUCUCACAAUACAUUCUCACCAUCUGUAACAUCCUCUCACAAUACAUUCUCAACAUCUGUAACAUCCUCUCAAUGUCUGUAACACCCUCUCACAACACGCACUCACCAUCUGUAACACCCUCUCAAUAUCUGUAACACCCUCUCACAAUACAUUCUCACCAUCUGUAACAUUCUCUCAAUAUCUGUAACACCCUCUCAAAACACACACUCACCAUAUGUAACACCCUCUCACCAUCUGUAACGCCCUAUCACAACACCCUCUCACUAUCUGUAACACCUUCUUACGAUCUGUGGGUAUUAAUCUUGAAGUGACAUGUCCAGGCUGCUAGUGUAGUGGAUACAUGAGAUCUGCUUGUUAACACCAUGAAAAGAAUUCGUCACAGACAUGUCAAUUGGUGUCUUAACUUUUAUUUUUUUCAUUGUAACUAAGUUUAUUCAUGUGUUUUGAAUGUGACUAAGUUAAGUAAUCAAUGUAUUUGAUUGAGACUAAGUUAAGUAAUCAAUGUAUUUGAUUGAGACUAAGUUAAGUAAUCAAUGUAUUUGCUUGAGACUAAGUUAAGCUAUGUCUCAUGUAUUGACUCAGUUUGUUUGAUUGGAAUAUCAAAGAUAACUUAAAUCGUUUGGCAAAUUAAUAAUUUAUUGAAAUUUGUAUUACAUGUAAAUACUCUUUUAACAAAUAUUUAUAUGCACUAAUAUAUAUUCAACAUUUGUUAACGAUUACUCAUUAAAUUUCUUAAUCGAGUUACCAAUUCUUUUGACAACGAUUUACAUAGUCGAACAUCUUUCCCAAAUUCCGUAAGUAAUUACAAAUAAGUAGACGCAUGUUUCAAAUUAUUUUCAAAAAUAAAUUGUAUGCCCCGUUAGCGUUUAGAAUUCUUUUUAUUGCCAAGAUAAGCCUAAAUUGUUAAUAAAGUGGGUCUUUAUAUAACUUCUUGUGUCUAGUAGGUCCCUGUAUGGCUUGGCAUCAACCCACUAAUUUUUAUAGACACAUUCCUUCAGUACUUGCUGCUUCCUCUGAAGUCACACAUCUGAAUGAAAUCUAAUAAGUCCUCGAUUUUGCUAAGAGAACUCACUGAAUGGCAGUUUGAAAUAAUUUAUUAUCAAUGUGUUGUGUUCAAAUUGUUUUAUUUUUUAGCUGAAAAUGUAUAAUGCAAUCAAAAAACAUUUCCAUUUAUUUGGAUCAAUAAAAGAAUCUUAUCUUAUCUUAUCUUAUCUUAAAACGAUAACUUGAACUUUAAAACUCGACCGAUUUCAACAGUGAAACUCGUUCAUUGUUAACGUGGAUGGCUACGGCUCUAGCAUUUUUGAAACCGAUUCUUUCUCAGACACAUCAUAAAAGUUCUUCUAUAUCUUAAGGAUCAAUAUUAGAGACUGGAACCAUCUUUCAAAAGGAACAGUUGAGGUGACAACACUAGACACAUUUGUGUCUAUUGCCUCAAGCCUUCAAACCCCUAGUGCAUAAUUUCCUCAUCACCACCAGUAGCAGAAACAUUGCAAAUCCCUUCUACAUGCAUAGGAGCCAAAAUGAUCAAUAAAUUGAUCGUGGGCCCUUAAGAUAUAGAAGAAGAAGAAGAUUGGUCAUGCGGUCAAUCUUACUACAGUUGUAUCAAAUUAUAGAAGCAAGGGCUUGCGAUCGUCGAGCUGAUCUCAAAUUCAAUUUUUAGUUGCAUCAAGUUGCAUUUUCUAUUUAAAGAAAAAAAAAUGACAAAUGACAAGUUGUUAAGUUUUAAAAUAAUAGAUGAUUAACAUGAGUUGUGAAUAUUUUACUUAGACGUCUAACUAGGCCGGCGUAGACGUCUAACUAGUCCAGCGUAGACGUCUAAGUAGUCCAGAGAAGACGUCUGAACAGUCCAGAGUAGACGUGUAACUAGUCCAGAGUAGACGUGUAACUAGUCCAGAGUAGACGUCCAAACAGUCCAGAGUAGACGUCUAACUAGUCCAGAGUAGACGUCUAACUAGUCCAGAGUAGACGUCUAACUAGUCCAGAGUAGACGUCUAACUAGUCCAGAGUAGACGUCUAACUAGUCCAGAGUAGACGUCUAGCUAGUCCAGAGUAGACGUCUAACUAGUCCAGAGUAGACGUCCAAACAGUCCAGGGUAGACGUCUAACUAGUCCAAAGUAGACGUCUAACUAGUCCAGCGUAGACGUCUUACUAGGCCAGCAUAGAAUUUACAACUAAUAUUUCUAAUAAAUAAUCUACGAUUGAACAAAAUGAAUUCAUAUCAGUGAUCCGCACAUCUCGACAUAUCAUUGUACAUUAUGUAUUACAUUCAUGAUUACUUUGCCAGUCGUGCACAAUGUAUACAAUGUUUGUAACAUCUUUCCCUGGCGUACGACAGCCGUGUAUGAGAACGCCACUGUUGGGAGCACUGUUCUCACGUUGCAAGCAACAGACGGCGACGCCCCUGACACAUUCAACUCACUGGUUGUCUAUCAGUCUGAAGGGUGUAGCCCCGAUGUGUUCAUGGUUGACAGAUUUACAGGUCAGUUGGUUUAUGAAGCCCCUCUUUCUUAAAGUUGAAGCCUGCGGUCAAAAAGUUAAGAAUUACAUUUAAGGCUGCGGCUAUUGGAACCCGGGUCCCUUGAGACGAAAUGCUAUUCGGAUGUCGUUCGUGGUAGUUUACUUUAGUCAAACUGAAGAAGUAAGUUUAAAAACAUAUAUUCCAUUCAAUUAUCUUUCAUUUGAUACCACAUUUUGUCUUAAAAACUCAUCAAUAAUAUUUUAAAUAGUUUUUUUUAAUGAAAUCAACCUCUCACUCUUUUCCGGGGCCGAAUAGCCAGUUUGUAUAUUUAAACUAAAAUUUGUAAAUUAAAACAUUAACAGUUUCAUCGUGACUUGCACAACUUACUUCUAAUGGCGUAGUAUUUACACUUUACCUCAAAAUAUCAUUUGUAAUUAAUUUGCGUCCAUUCAUAACUUAUAUAUAUAUUUUUCAUGCAGAGUUUAUUGCCAAAAUACAUUAUAAGUGUUAUUAUGUAAAGACAGUUAUCUAAAUGCGUAAACGCCUCUGAAUAUGAGACAUUUUCUAAUUUUAAACAGGUUAACUUUAUCAUUAUUUCCUGCAGGUUAAGACAAAAAGUAUAGAACGUUAUUUUCUAUACUACAAUCUUUUAUAUCUUUAGAAAACUAAACGGCAAGUUUAAGGCCACUGGUGUCAGAUAAAGGGGCGCUCGCAAAUCACGUCACGCAAAAAAUUACCUUUUCAGACUCCCCCCCUCACAAAUUCUUUACCCCUCCCCCAUUUAGUGUCACGUCACACCUAAAAAAUUCAAAACAUCCAUAAAAUGUUCAUAACUUAACUAAGAUUUUAUUUUUUCCCAUAAUGGAUUAAGAUGUUCUAUUAUUAGAAAACUGUGACGUAAAACUCAAAACAACGAAGUCCUCCCCAAGCCGAAUGUAAAACAGUCAUUUUUCGAUAUGCGUAGACGGUGUGCGCAACUGAGUUUACGGAAAUUAUAAUACCUGAGACAAACUCGACCUCAAAUUAAUGGUUUUAAAUUUAAUUGAAUAGAGAUUUUUCAAAAUUACAAAAAGUAUAGAUUUUUUUUUUUAAAUAUUUUAAAAUUAAAAAGUUAAAACAAUUGUGACGUCACAAAGGUUCCCUCCCCCUUGCCACAAAGGGCAACUAAUUCGAGCGUGACGUAAUUUAAGAACGACCCCUAACUUAUGUUUAUUUUUCAAUAAAAGGGGCACUCCAAUUUUUUAACAGUGUUUCUCUAUCCACAGGAGCGUUAAUCGUAAAGACAGACUUGGACUAUGAGACCAAUCCAGUGAUCCGCUGUCACGUGACGGCCUACUCGUCCGACAAGAAAACGGCCAAAAACACAGCGUCCGUUGUGAUUACUGUAGGAGAUGUCAACGACAGGAUUCCCAUCUUCGACCAGGUCAGUCGGUGCACAUGCCACGUCACUUACUCUCGUAACUAAAUUUUUUCACAGUUGCGAUUGACAGUCGAUACGUUGUGGGCUCUAUCCGAUACGUUGUGGGUUCAAUCCGUGACCAUUUUAAUUCAGAUGUUCACAAUAUAAAAAAAACAUAAUAAAUAUCUACAUGGAUGUGAUUUCUCAGAUAUCCUGGAAUAUUCCGUUCUCAAUUCUCUUAAAUCAUUCAAUUCCUGUAAUAUAUUCACAAUACCUCAUUUCAAAUCAAAAUCAUUAGUUCAAAAUUUUUUGUACAAAAUCUUGAUCUAUAACCACAGUUAUAAUCAAACUGUUGCUCCCACGUGACCAAAUCCAAUACUCUGAUUGGUCAGUCUCCCCCCCCCCCGUUCCCGUCCCCCGGGGGCUCUAGUCGGCUUGCCCGUCUUAAAAAUGGCGUGUCGAUAAAGAGGCGUUUGCCACGAACCCCCUCAAACGUGACCCGGGGUACAGUAUCACCGUGAAGGGGACCUGCACUUGAAGGCAAAGGUAACGCACGGAGACUGCGUUAGAAAGAGCACGGCUGCAUGGCUUCCAAACAAAUUCAGUGGAAAAUAACGCAGAAAAGGGUCGGGGCAUGAUUACAGUUGUAGUACCGAUAUGAGGCGAAAGAACGUGGCGACCCUCGCCGAUGGUUUCAAAACAUGCAGUCGUUGAGGGUACUGGUGCUAGGCAACCUCUUUCUCUCCCAGCUGGGGUGUGAGUUAGUCACACUGCUCCCAGGCAACCUCUUUUUCUCUCCCACCUGGGUGAGAGUUAGUCACAUGGCAUAAAACCAUGUAAACUCUAUUAGAAGGCGUCUGUCAAACACCUACCAGUCCCCCAUGAGCGGGGAAGAGGGGACUUGCAGACGUAAAAUAUAUCAACCCCAGCCCCUAGAAAGUCAGGCCUGGCUGCUUUGUGUAAGAAGCACCCCGGCCGGCCAGGCGUUCCUACUCUGGUGCCGUCGCACUCGCAUAGUCAAUCGAGUGGAGGGGCGGUGAGUCUGUCUCAGGGACGAAAAGUUUCCAACGUGCCGCUUCGCGGCCCCACUGGAACAAAGACAACUGGGGGGAGUAGUUGAUGGCCAGUUGGGUUUAGCGGGGGAUGCGUUUGUGAAGACUUCAUGAGAUUCAGCUCAAUAGUCUACUCUGUUCUUCUAAAGUAGAUUAGAUUAGAUUGGUCAGUCUUUAUAUAUCGAAUUACUCUAUGUUACUAUGCAUGGGGAAUAUAGAGUGUUAACUAUAUAAAUUGUCUACAAUCAGUACUUCAUACGUCAUAAUAUGAUAAUGAUAUCUGUGAUGUAACACUAGAUUGCUGGGUUAAUUAUGUUACCAUAGAACAGUGGCGUAGCGAGGGUGUUUGGCGCCCGGGGACAAGAUUCGCGCCCGGGGACAAGAUCCAUUUUAGCGCCCCUUUUUCUUUUUUUCAACUCUCAAACCCAUUAUUUUCAUCAAUAAAAUGUUAUCAAAGCACAUUUUGGCGCCCCUAAAUAGCUUGCGCCCGGGGACAUCUGUCCCCCCUGCCCCCACCACGCUACGCCUCUGCCAUAGAAACUAAAUCACUUACAGAUUAACUAACUGUCUGCAGGAAAUCUACAAGGCUACAAUUACUGAGAACUCACCAAAGGGCACGCCCGUUGUCCUGGUCAAUGCUACGGACCCAGACGCUGGAACAGAUGGUCAAGUGCUCUAUUCUCUACAAGCCGAAGGUAAACUAUUCCUUAACUAAGCGACCGUCUAUAACGCAUAGGUUAAGGUAACUGUUACUAUCUGAUAUCUGAUAAGUUCUGCGCUUCAAUGUGUUACGAGAUUUUCUCCGAAGGACGUUCCGUGUGUGUCAAAUGUUUCGGUCUUUAUCAUUUCUGGCACCGCUGUCUUACUUCACUACCCACACAGCCAUGCUUGGCCCACACUUCACUACCCACACAGCCAUGCUUGGCCCACACUUCACCUCACACACACAGCCAUUCCUACAACGAUACUAAGCAUACUGACAAAAAGCAGAACUCCACAAAUUAGCCUUGCAUCAACCGACCAAUCACAGCUCGCACUCAGAAAACCUCUCACCAACUCACGGCCUACAACAUUCAUGAACAAACAAUCAGGAUCCCAAAACCAGUUCAUAACAGUACUUUUUAAUUUUACAUUAAUUCCCCCACUACUCUGUGGUGUGCAAUUACAUAUUGUAAUACGCGACAGACUCAUUAUCACAUAUUGUGAUAAGUGACAGUUAUUGUCCCAUAUUGUAUUAAGUGACAGAGUCAUUAAUCACAUAAUAUUGUAUUAAGUGACAGCAUCAUUAUCAGAUAUUGUAAUGAGUGACAGAAUCAUUAUCAGAUAUUCUAAUAAGUCACAGAGACAUUAUCAGAUGUUGUAAUCAGUGUUAUUAUUGUACAUGUAAACAUUAGCUGUAAUUUAUGAUUUUGUUGCCAACAUCAACCGUUUUGUUCAAAAAUUGAUAUAACACCGGUAACUCAACUGUUUUGUCCUAACAGGCAAUAGCUCCGGCAUAUUCACCAUUGAUGCGAGCACCGGCAACAUCACUGUGCUAGGUACAGUGGACUACGAGACGGCCACCUCUCACCUGCUCACUGUCUACGCUGAAGAUCAGGGCAAAGAUAUCAAAAAUAAAAACAGUGUCUUUGUGCAGGCCAGUCCUCAUUUCACUCCAUCUUUUCCCCCUCAAUCUCCCUCGCUCUCUUUCUCUCACUAAUCUCUGUCUACCCAUCUCUCUCUCUCUCUCUCUCUCUCUCUCUCUCUCUCUCUCUCUCUCUCUCUCUCUGUGUGUGUCUUUGUUUCUCCCUCUCACUGUCUUUUUCUCUCUAUCCCUUUCUCCCUCUCUCUCUCUCUCUCUCUUUCUCUCUUUCUCUCUUUCUCACUAUUUCUCUCUCUUCCUAUUUCUUUCACCACAUCUGCUUCUCUCGAGCUUAUGUCACAGUUCAAAAUGAAUAAAAUAAAGUAAAUAUUUCCUUUUAAGACCUAUUCAAUGUUUUCCUCUCAUGCCUUCUUCAAUGUUUUCCUCUCAUGGCUUCUUCAAUAUUUUCCUAUAAUGACCUAUUCAAUGUUGUCCUAUAAAUGACCUAUUCAUUGUUUACAUAUGACCUAGUCAAUGUUGUCCUGUAAUGAUCCAUUCAAUGUUUUUCAGGUGACCAUCAGACCAGUGAAUGAGUUCAAUCCACAGUUCAACGUCACUGAGUACACGUACAGUGUUGCAGAGGACAGUGUGCCAGGUAAGCUUAUAUAAGCAGUGUGUCAGGUAAGCUUAUAUAAGCAUUGUGUCAGGUAAGCUUAUAUAAGCAGUGUUUUAGUUAAGCUUAUAUAACCAGUGUGUCAGGUAAGCUUAUAUAAGCAGUGUGUCAGGUAUGCUGGUGUAAUCAGUAAGUCAGGUAAGCUGGUGUAAUUUGUGUAUCAGAUAAACUGGUGUAAGCAGUGUGUCAGGUAAGCUGGAGUAAGCAGUGUGUCAGGUGAGCUGGAGUAAGCAGUGUCAGGUACGCUGGUGAAAGCAGUGUGUCAGGUAAGCUGGUGUAAACGGUGUUUCAGGUAAGCUAGAGUAAGCGGUGUGUGAGGCAAGUUGAUGUAAACUGUGUGUCAGGUAAACUUGUGUAAUCAGUGUCAGGUAAACAGAUGUAAACUGUGUGUCAGGUAAGCUGGUGUAAACUGUGCCAUGUAAGCUGGUGUAGUGUGUAAGGUAAGCUGGUGUAAGUAGUGUGUCGGGCAAACUUGUGUAAACUUGAAUACUAUUACUGUCAUGGAUUAUAUAAUCGGUGACGUAGCUAGGGUUGGUGCAGCCCGGGGCGGCGCAAACAUUUUGUCACACCCCCACCACCAUGAAAAAAUUCCGUCGCUCAAAAUAAUAGAACAAUGAACCACUUCCGGUGUAGGCCCCACUCCCCCCCACCCCCCCCACAUCCGCACCUUCUCCUCUUCCUGUGUAGUUGGACACAAUCGGCGUCUUUUCAUUCGAGUCAAUGACCCACACACACGCACGCACGCACACACACUGAUAAAAGAGUGGUGACGUCACAAGAUUUUUAAAAAAUUUAAUCUUUAAUUUUAAAAAAAAAAAAAUUUAAAACACAAGGUCACGUGAUUCAUAUUUCAAAUACAAUGCUAUAAAUAUAUUAUUGUGUGAGACGUUACAAAAUUAUUUCAUAAUUAAAGGGCAGUAAUCGAACUAAUGCUUGGAUUUCGUUAGCAAUUUAAUUGUUUCCCUGGAUUCGAAUAAUUACUUUUCUAAAGAAAUAAAUUCUCAUUUAGACUCGCAUCUGCCCUCGGGAAUGUCCGCUUAGAUAACCCCCCAUACAUUGGUCGGUGAACAUUGGAUAGAAUUGUCAACAUCGUAAAUAUCUGUUUAACCUGGCCAUACACUAAAAAUAGUUUCAAAACAUUUCGUAACAAAAUAAAAAUUGUAUAAAUUUUAUACGCGACUAGCAGUUCAUAAGUUAAUAUUAUUAUUAAAUUACAUUAGAUUGUUUAACCAGCCGGCGUCAUCUUGUUUCUUAUAAAUCCAUACUCUGUAGUUGUUUAAAGGUUUUAUUUUUUUUUAAUUAUUAUUUAUAUUCACGUCGAUUUUUAAGCCAUUUUGUCUUAACAAUUGGACACUUUUGUAAACGGUUGAGAACCUCCGUCCUGUUAAACGUGCAUGUUGGUUAAAAUGUUAUUCCCAAAAUUGAAACAGACAAUGCAAUGCUUUCAAUUUCAAUUUAAUUUUUUUGUAUUAAAUCAUAAGCUCUUCGAGUAAUAUCUAAGACGAAACAAAUAAGUAUUUUCAACAAACAAAAAACAAAAAAAAACCAAGAUUCUGUGCAAACAACAGAUCCAUUUGUUGUUUGGUUAUUAUGUUUUUGUUUUUUGGGAGUUGGCUUUUUUUUAUAUUACGAGAAUGACUAAGCCAUUGACCAGUGUUUCCCAAAUUUUUUACAUCUGUGUUCCCCUGUCUAUAGUUUUCGUAACACUGAGUACCUCUUGCUAAAAUUUUAAAAAAUGCAUAUACUUUAAUAACAAUUAAAAAAAAAAAAAAAUUUCCUGUGCAGCGCGUACCCCCAUCAGACUCUUGCCCAGGGGUACGCGUACCACACUUUGGGAAACACUUCCAUAGUCCCAACCAUUCUUAAUGUAGUGACCUCUAAGUACAAUUUUUGCGACUUUUAUUUCAGGCACGUCAGUAUUCACUGCCUACGCGUUUGAUCAGGACGUCGGCCUAGACGGUGCCCUGCGCUUUAACAUCACAACCAUCGACAGCCCGGUGCCCUUCUUAGUGGACAGUGCAGGUACGCCAGCCAGGGCUACUGUGCACCUUCAAUAUAGGCACCUUGUGUUGGGAUACAUCUAAGGAUGCGUCAAAAAUAGGAGCCAGAAUGAUCAAUACAUUGAUCGUGGGGCCUAAAAAUAUACAAGAAAUAUAGAAGAAGAAUAUAUGUGGCUUUUGUAUAAAUAAGAAUCUAUUCCAUAUCAAUCAUGUUUUAAAUUAAUAAGUGUGUCUCAUAAGAACACAGAUCUGCCUGUUUAAGAGAUGUAUUACGUGAUAUUACGUUCGAAAAUCUUUUUGAGGUUAAUUAGUAAAACACACAGAAAAUAAAGGGCAAAAGAAGGGGAGGACAGCAUUAAAGAGACAAACUAAGUGAAGAGUAGCGUCCCUCUAAGCAUGUCAUUGCCCGUCCUUACGUUAUGCUCAGCUGUACUGUUGUUGCUAACAUAACGGCUGACUCAUUUCAUUGUCCCGCAGGUGUCGUAAGAGUCAGAUUGACUCUUGAUUACGAGAAAGACAAAACAUACAGCUUUAAUGUGUUUGCCAUUGACAACUCGACCACCGCAGAGAGAUCCAAUAAGGUAAGUGUGGUGAUUUACGCGCGGCAAACUGACCCCUAAAGAUGGACGUUUGCUGGACUCUCACUAAACUCUUGCUCCUCUCUGUUAACUCUCACUAAACUCUGGUCUAUCUAUGUCAGUGGGUCUCAACUUUCCCGAUGCUGCGACACUUUAAUACAGGUCCUCAUGUUGUGGUGACCCCCAACCAUAAAAUUAUUGUGUUGCCAUUUAAUAAAUAUGUGUUUUCCGAUGGUCUUAGGCGACCCCUGUGUAAGGGUCGUUCGACACCCAUAGGUGUCGCGACCCACAGGUUGAGAACCCCAGCUCUAUGUCAUUAAGAAGAAAGGGUUUAUCACAUGUCUCUAUAAAAUAGUAGCAAUUAAGUAUUAGUUUUUAAUGUUUGGUAGUUGUACAGCUAACGUGUACUCUAAUUUAUUUUAUCAUUGAAGUAACCUACUUUUUUUUUAAAUUCUAAACACAAAGUCAAAGUUUACAAUAAACAUUGUGGACGUGAAUGACGCGCCGGUCAUCUGUGAUCAAGUGUCCACUCAAGUGGUCAAGUAUCCCUUCACAAUCGGCGCGGCGAUCACUACCAUCAACUGCAAGGAUAAUGACUUAGCUACCACGGGAACUCUGAACUACGGUCUUAGUGGAGGGAAUGACAAUGGUAUAUUCCAGGUAGGCAUAUUUUACAUUAUGUCAUUUUCUGUUACUGAGCCUUACAAAGACAGCUAGCUAUGUGUGUAGUAGACAGCUAGCUGUGUGUGUAGUAGACAGCUAGCAAUGUGUGUGCAGUAGACAGCUAGCAAUGUUUGUAGUAGGCUAGACAGCUCCAUUCAUUUUCUUUUUCCGCCUUUAUUUUUAUGUAUUGAUAUUUACCACUACACUAGACUAGUAUGUGCUUUACAAUUUAAUUGGUUUACCUAUUUUAUCUUACACUACACUAUGACUUCUCAGGUUAAGAAUGGCACCGGAGCUCUGAGCCUGCUCGCCAUCUCUACGUCCAAUCAGUACAACCUCCAGGUGUCUGUUUACGACAAAGACACCACGACGGUCAGCUUCGCUGUCCUAGCAGAGACAGAACUUAAGUUCACCAGUGCGUCCACCAUCCUCGGCGUCGUCGAGAACACGUCCGGCUUUCUGCUGACCACGGUCGCCGCCUGCUGCGCCUUCCCCAAGGUCACCUACUCCGUCAAGACCGGAAACGAAGACAACAAGGUCACCUUGUACUCCACAUCCGGUUUGAUGUGGCUCAUGGUUGGGUACGACAGGGAAGAGACGCCCAAGCACGAGUACAUCAUCCUGGCCGUCUCGGACAGUGGUCAGACGGCCACUCAAACGCUGACCAUUAACGUCGAGGAUGUCAACGAUAAUGCGCCGGUUUUCGAUUCUAAUCUUUACGUGUAUAAAAUUGACGAAAGUCUGGCUGUACCGGAGACCAUUGCGACACUCACGGCUACAGAUAAGGAUGCUGGACUGAACGCAACGCUGACUUACUCGCUCAACGACACAACUACGUUUCAAAUCAACGGUGACGGCACGUUAAUCUUAAAAGCCAGCCUCGACUACGAGACAAAGAAUGUGUACACAGUUGUACUCACCGCCACGGAUGGAGGCAACCCUCCUUUAACAGGGACAACGCUUGUCAUCGUAAACGUGCAAAAUAAGGACGAGUCCAGCCCCGUCCUGGUGAAACCGCCCAGCCCCUACUCCGCAACGCUCAGCGAAGACUCGGCUCUGGGCGCCACUGUGUUCAUCGUCCAGGCUACCGACGCGGACGCGGGCACGACCUUUCGAUACUCGAUUACCACGGGUAACAUCAACGACGACUUCAGGAUCGACCCGUCGUCCGGCAACAUCACUGUCGGGAAAUUUCUGGACCGUGAAAGGACUGACACCUACCCACUGACGGUGACCGCCGUCAACCAGAACAACGCGUCCGUCAGCGGAACGUUGACCAUCACGAUUUCAGACAUCAACGACAACAACCCCGAGUUCUCACAAAACGUUUACGUUUUCUACGUCGAAAAUAACGUCGCAAGUGGAACGUCCGUCGGUACGGUCGCUGUAACUGAUCGCGAUGCUGGAGACAACGCCAGCGUGACGCUGACUCUUACAAGUCAAAGCCCGAGUGACGCAUUCACCUUGUCUGGAUCUACGCUGUCCACAACGGUGGUGAUGGCCUACCCGUCCGUCAGGUACUACCGGAUGGUUGUGGUGGCCACGGAUAAAGGCAGUCCACCGAGAAGCACCAGUUGCGUGGUGGUGGUCAACGUUUCCCCAAGUUUUCCCAAAUUUAACACCACGACCGACACAAUCUCCAUCCCUGAGAAUCAGAGCAUCGGCUUCCAAAUCUACGACCUCAACGCCACGGCUCUUGGUGUGCAGGAACUUGGCGUCAUGAAAUAUGCUAUACAAUCAGGAGUCGGCAGUCAGGAUUUUCUCGUUCGGCAAACGACGGGACAGAUUAUUAUAAAAAACAGCCUUAAUUACGAGACUCAAAAUUCUUACAUUUUAGUUAUCAGUGCAUAUAAUCCAGAUAGCAGUCAAGAUUCUUUCACACUUAACAUCAAUGUGCUCAACAUUAACGAAUUCGCACCGAUCUUCCUUGCGCAGAACUUGUCAGCGGAACAGGAAACGUUCAAAUUCCUUGUUAGUGAAACGGCCCCGUCCAGAACUGUUGUUGGCGCGGUGUCCGCCAGAGACGAGGACGCUGGUGAGUUCGGUAACGUUACACACACCCUCAUCGGGGGCCAACCUGUUUUCCAAAUUGACUCAAAGACGGGUGUGAUUACCUUAAACGCCGCCCUAGAUUACCUCGUGAAGAGCUACUACAGUUUUGUCGUCAAUGCUAAAGAUGGCGGAAGUCCGCCCAAGUCCGCCAAUGCUUCCGUCGUUAUCGAACUUAUAGACGAAAACAAUCACAGCCCGGUGUUUCAGUCCGUCUCCAACACCUCGGUACUGGACUCUGCCCCCAUCGGAUCAGAAGUGUUUAGAUUCCGCGCCACUGACCUUGACACUGGCCUUGCAGGCAACCUCUCCUAUUCUAUAUCUGUCACGGAUAAGUUUACGGUCAACUCCACGACCGGCAUCCUCACGACGACGUCCCUGUUAGAUGCAGCAGUUGUGCCCCAGUACACGCUCACUGUGACGGCUAGUGACAAGGGCUCUCCUGUUCUGACAGCCGUUCAGAGUUUCACCAUCAAUGUCGUACCAACCAACCCCAACAACAACGAUCCCAUUUUUUCAGAUCCCAACCCCGUGACCGUCACCGUCGCCCGGACCGCCCCCGCGGGGACCCCCGUGGUGACAACGUCCGCAACAGACGCGGACAAAGGAAUCAGCGGACAGCUGGUUUACAAAAUCACUUUUGGGAACUCCGACGGUUACUUUGUUAUGGACCGUGCAACGGGGACCAUCAGCACCGCCACAGGGAUUCUAAGGGCGGCCAACAGUUACACUUUGGGGGUCAUGGUCACAGAUCAAGGCACACCAUCACGGCAAAACACGACAUCGGUUACUAUUCAAGUUGCCCCAGGUCUUACCAUAGAGCCCAUCAGAACAGACUACAACUUCACCAUUGCCGAGAACAAAUCGCCCGGUUUUGAGGUGGGCAGAAUAGCAGUUGACCCAGUUCGAACCACCACGGGAUAUAGCAUAAAAACUGGGAACUGGAACUCGGCAUUUGACAUCUCCAGGGACGGUGCUACCGGCGAGGGUGUUCUCGUAGUAAAAGGCGCCUUGGACUACGAGAUGGUCUCACUGUACUCGCUGGAGAUUGUAGUAACAACUGAUAUUCUAGAUUUUGUUAAAUUGGUUAAAGUUCAGCUGACCGACGUCAACGAUAACCCGCCUGUGUUCUCACCGGCCAGUCUUGCCCUCUCCAUACCUGAGAACCUCCCCACUGGCCACACGGUGACGACCAUCUCCUACACUGACGCCGAUGUAACACCAGCUUUCAGGGUUAACCUCUUGGAGCUGAAAACCCCCGGAGACGUCUACUUUGAGAUUGAUCAAUCUGGACACCUUAAAACCAAAACAAGCCUGGACUAUGAAUCUGGGCCACCUACCAUCACUUUUGACGUUGUAGCCAAAGAUCUGACUGAUUCGUCCUUGUCCAGCACGAUAACUAUCACGGUCACCGUCAUCGAUGUCCUGGAGGAGGAAGACCGCACGACCUCAUCCAUCACCAACAGCGCCUUGAUGUCGUUUGAAGUUCCCUACCAGGCGACCAGCGGUCAUCUGAUUUAUACCUUGACACCGGGGGAUUUUGGAAUCAUAGAAUCCGCGACCGCUAACGUGGAAUUCGUGGCAUUCAAGAGUACCCUGCCAUUUAGGUAAGCUCCACCUCUUUCUUUGUGUGUCUCACUCAAUCCCUCGUCAAAGUAAACCAAACAUCUUUAACGUAAUUCUUACAUAAUAUAUAUUUAGGAAUCUACUGUGGUCAGAGCUCUGCAUGAAGAUAGUAUUUUAUUAUUAUCGUAAAGCUCUGCAUUUUUUUGAUUCUUCAAAAUGAGUCUCUAAAAAUAAGAUUAUCUAUUAAAAAAUAUUUGAACCACAAUUUUCUACGAAAGGCAGUCAGAACGGUCUCAGAACUGUGGCGCAGUUUGACGGUUUUGUUAAGUAGGUGAAUGGGAUCAGGUGACAGAAAGUAAUCCUCGCCACUAUCGAAAGGUUCAGAAGACUCAACACGUACUUCAACAGUCUAGCGCAAACUGUUGACCAAAUGACCAUCACUAGAUGUUUCAGGGGAGGCCAGGGUGCGCGGCAGAUUUCCUACGGGACGACACUGUUGUACGGCUCAGCUCAGCAGACGGAGCUGGUAGCCAAUGUUCUAGCCAGGGUUUUAAGAGCGUACGCUCAAACCUUCGUCAGAAUAUAUGCGUGAGUUAGUAGACCCAGAGACCCAGAUGUCCAGAUAACAAUACCGGUGAUUAAAGAGGCCGACUAGGCUCAAGCAGCCCUCCUUUAUGGUUAACUGAAACGAAUGUACACCGUACCUAAAUACAGGGAACCGAUACGACCGAACAGAUAACAUCCUUCUUACUUAUCUCACACACCUAUAACCAACGAACACUAAAAAUCUUCAGUAAUUUUGUUUUUCUCAACAGCAUCGCCACCUACACAGGGGAGCUGACGGUCAGCGGUUCUCUUAACAAUAAAUCCAAGUACUUUCUGUGGGCCUUGUGUCGGUCCACUGACGGGGGUACCACGACGUCCAAGGUCUCUCUCCUGAGAAUCGACACGUUCGAUCUGACCACCCAGGUGGUUGUCAUAGAGUUUGCUGAGGCUUACUCUGACAUGAAGGCCAAAAUGUGGGUCCUUUCACUGCUUUAACUAUUUAACUUCCUUUUUAUAGCUCUUAUUAGCUGUAGCUUAUAUUGUGUGAGCAGUCUAUUUAGUCCAUAUUAGCUGUAGCUUAUAUUGUGUGAGCAGUCUAUUUAGUCCAUAUUAGCUGUAGCUUAUAUUGUGUGAGCAGUCUAUUUAGUCCAUAUUAGCUGUAGCUUAUAUUGUGUGAGCAGUCUAUUUAGUCCAUAUUAGCUGUAGCUUAUAUUGUGUGAGCAGUCUAUUUAGUCCAUAUUAGCUGUAGCUUAUAUUGUGUGAGCAGUCUAUUUAGUCCAUAUUAGCUGUAGCUUAUAUUGUGUGAGCAGUCUAUUUAGUCCAUAUUAGCUGUAGCUUAUAUUGUGUGAGCAGUCUAUUUAGUCCAUAUUAGCUGUAGCUUAUAUUGUGUGAGCAGUCUAUUGAGUCCAUAUUAGCUGUAGCUUAUAUUGUUUGAGCAGUCUAUUUAGUCCAUAUUAGCUGUAGCUUAUAUUGUGUGAGCAGUCUAUUUAGUCCAUAUUAGCAGUAGCUUAUAUUGUGUGAGCAGUCUAUUUAGUCCAUAUUAGCAGUAACUUAUAUUGUGUGAGCAGUCUAUUUAGUCCAUAUUAGCAGUAGCUUAUAUGGUGUGAGCAGUCUAUUUAGUCCAUAUUAGCAGUAGCUUAUAUUGUGUGAGCAGUCUAUUUAGUCCAUAUUAGCAGUAGCUUAUAUUGUGUGAGCAGUCUAUUUAGUCCAUAUUAGCAGUAGCUUAUAUUGUGUGAGCAGUCUAUUUAGUCCAUAUUAGCUGUAGCUUAUAUUGUGUGAGCAGUCUAUUUAGUCCAUAUUAGCUGUAGCUUAUAUUGUGUGAGCAGUCUAUUUAGUCCAUAUUAGCAGUAGCUUAUAUUGUGUGAGCAGUCUAUUUAGUCCAUAUUAGCAGUAACUUAUAUUGUGUGAGCAGUCUAUUUAGUCCAUAUUAGCAGUAGCUUAUAUUGUGUGAGCAGUCUAUUUAGUCCAUAUUAGCAGUAGCUUAUAUUGUGUGAGCAGUCUAUUUAGUCCAUAUUAGCAGUAGCUUAUAUUGUGUGAGCAGUCUAUUUAGUCCAUAUUAGCAGUAGCUUAUAUUGUGUGAGCAGUCUAUUUAGUCCAUAUUAGCUGUAGCUUAUAUUGUGUGAGCAGUCUAUUUAGUCCAUAUUAGCUGUAGCUUAUAUUGUGUGAGCAGUCUAUUUAGUACAUAUUAGCUGUAGCUUAUAUUGUGUGAGCAGUCUAUUUAGUCCAUAUUAGCUGUAGCUUAUAUUGUGUGAGCAGUCUAUUUAGUCCAUAUUAGCUGUAGCUUAUAUUGUGUGAGCAGUCAAUUUAGUCCAUAUUAGCUGUAGCUUAUACUAUGUGAGCAGUCUAUUUAGUCCAUAUUAGCUGUAGCUUAUACUGUGUGAGCAGUCUAUUUAGUCCAUUUUAGCUGUAGCUUAUAUUGUGUGAGCAGUCUAUUUAGUCCAUAUUAGCUGUAGCUUAUAUUGUGUGAGCAGUCUAUUUAGUCCAUAUUAGCUGUAGCUUAUAUUGUGUGAGCAGUCUAUUUAGUCCAUAUUAGCAGUAGCUUAUAUUGUGUGAGCAGUCUAUUUAGUCCAUAUUAGCAGUAACUUAUAUUGUGUGAGCAGUCUAUUUAGUCCAUAUUAGCAGUAGCUUAUAUUGUGUGAGCAGUCUAUUUAGUCCAUAUUAGCUGUAGCUUAUAUUGUGUGAGCAGUCUAUUUAGUCCAUAUUAGCUGUAGCUUAUAUUGUGUGAGCAGUCUAUUUAGUCCAUAUUAGCUGUAGCUUAUAUUGUGUGAGCAGUCUAUUUAGUCCAUAUUAGCUGUAGCUUAUAUUGUGUGAGCAGUCUAUUUAGUCCAUAUUAGCUGUAGCUUAUAUUGUGUGAGCAGUCUAUUUAGUCCAUAUUAGCUGUAGCUUAUAUUGUGUGAGCAGUCUAUUUAGUCCAUAUUAGCUGUAGCUUAUAUUGUGUGAGCAGUCUAUUUAGUCCAUAUUAGCUGUAGCUUAUAUUGUGUGAGCAGUCUAUUUAGUCCAUAUUAGCUGUAGCUUAUAUUGUGUGAGCAGUCUAUUUAGUCCAUAUUAGCUGUAGCUUAUAUUGUGUGAGCAGUCUAUUUAGUCCAUAUUAGCUGUAGCUUAUAUUGUGUGAGCAGUCUAUUUAGUCCAUAUUAGCUGUAGCUUAUAUUGUGUGAGCAGUCUAUUUAGUCCAUAUUAGCUGUAGCUUAUAUUGUGUGAGCAGUCUAUUUAGUCCAUAUUAGCUGUAGCUUAUAUUGUGUGAGCAGUCUAUUUAGUCCAUAUUAGCUGUAGCUUAUAUUGUGUGAGCAGUCUAUUUAGUCCAUAUUAGCUGUAGCUUAUAUUGUGUGAGCAGUCUAUUUAGUCCAUAUUAGCUGUAGCUUAUAUUGUGUGAGCAGUCUAUUUAGUCCAUAUUAGCUGUAGCUUAUAUUGUGUGAGCAGUCUAUUUAGUCCAUAUUAGCUGUAGCUUAUAUUGUGUGAGCAGUCUAUUUAGUCCAUAUUAGCUGUAGCUUAUAUUGUGUGAGCAGUCUAUUUAGUCCAUAUUAGCUGUAGCUUAUAUUGUGUGAGCAGUCUAUUUAGUCCAUAUUAGCUGUAGCUUAUAUUGUGUGAGCAGUCUAUUUAGUCCAUAUUAGCUGUAGCUAAUAUUGUGUGAGCAGUCUAUUUAGUCCAUAUUAGCUGUAGCUUAUAUUGUGUGAGCAGUCUAUUUAGUCCAUAUUAGCAGUAGCUUAUAUUGUGUGAGCAGUCUAUUUAGUCCAUAUUAGCAGUAGCUUAUAUUGUGUGAGCAGUCUAUUUAGUCCAUAUUAGCAGUAGCUUAUAUUGUGUGAGGAGUCUAUUUAGUCCAUAUUAGCAAUAGCUUAUAUUGUGUGAGGAGUCUAUUUAGUCCAUAUUAGCUGUAGCUUAUAUUGUGUGAGCAGUCUAUUUAGUCCAUAUUAGCAGUAGCUUAUAUUGUGUGAGAAGUCUAUUUAGUCCAUAUUAGCAGUAGCUUAUAUUGUGUGAGAAGUCUAUUUAGUCCAUAUUAGCAGUAGCUUAUAUGUCUAUGUAUUCCGUGGCUUUCAUUUUGUCACAUUACAAACUGGUUCUAUCUAUAUAUAUAAUACGCUAUAUAUAGGUACGCCAGAGCUAGCAUGCAAGACGCAGGCAAACCCUCCCUUCCCUUGCCUGCUCAUCGUUGGUCACGGGAUAUGCGCACUUCGGUGGAGCUACCACCCCCCCCUCCUGCACCACCCUCGCUUGCCAGCCAUGCGCAUACUCCAACAAGCUUGCGGCGUUGUAUGCUAAGCCGCCGGGGGGGGGGGUCGGCUAUAUUCCUAUAGUUCAUGGGCGGGAAAUAAAAAGUGUGCAGUGACGUAUCAUGGAAAAAAGGAGGGGGGGGGGGCAAAAUAGUCAUUCUUCAAUUAUUGUAUGCUAAGCCGCCGGGGGGGGGGUCGGCUAUAUUCCUAUAGUUCAUGGGCGUGAAAUAAAAAGUGUGCAGUGACGUAUCAUGGAAAAAAGGAGGGGGGGGGGGCAAAAUAGUCAUUCUUCAAUGUGCGUUACUUGAGUUCACGUUUUUGUCAAGUAACUUACUUUAGUAGAUGGGAAGUUCACGCAUUGCGGUCGCCAAUGUUUGGCGGGCUAUACCUAGUACUUUAUAAUGGAUCACCUCAAACAGAAAAGAAGCGGUUUUGUCAAAGCUAUUUUUAAAAAAUACAGUAAUAAGGCGAAAAUCCGUGCCUAAAAAAUGUGGCUUGCCUAUUCUGGAAAAAAAAUACUUCGGGGGGUCGAGAAAAAGGUGAUUUAUAUUGAACCCAUUGUCAGAUCUAGAGAUGACUUACUACAAUUUGAACCACACACAAAACGGUUUUUUUGUUUUGGCACGGCUACGACAGUACUCACAUCGUAACCCGUGACCUAAAUAAUGACAACAUAUGACGAUAAUCAGGACGGCGUUCAAGCUUACCUACCCUUUGACUAGCGAUGGGUUAUUGUUUUGUUGAAAUAUUUAAAAAUGAUGAUCAUCUUUGGGUUUGUUUUGAUCAAAACAAAUGCUACACUAAAUAUAUAUUACUUGCUACAUUAUGUAUAUUACUUGGUACAUUCUUUAUUGCUUGCUACAUUCUAUGUUCUUUGUGUCACUUUCUACAUUCUAUAUAUUUCUUGCUACAUUCUAGAUGUUACUUGGUACAUUAUAUAUAUUACUUGCUACAUUCUAUAUAUUACUUGCUACAUUCUAUAUAUUUCUUGCUACAUUCUAGAUGCUACUUGAUAUAUUCGAUAUAUUACUUGCUACAUUCUAUAUAUUACCUGUUACAUUUUAUUCAUUGAUACCUAUUAGAAAAAAAUUGACAACAUAUUAUCUUCUACUUUUAACUAUUUUGUUAUGAAAAUGUUGUAUCAACCCUUCUCCUAUUUCAUGGACCAUCCUCACUACCCGGCCCUCCUCCUGCUUCAUGUACCAUCCUGUCUACCCACCUUUGUAUCAACUUCAACUCCUAUAGACAUUCUUGCUUGAACAUUACGUCUCGUGAUUAUUGCGUAAUAACAAUCUAGGAAGAAUGGUAAUAUAGUAACAUAAUGUUCAAUAGUUUUUAAAAAAAACAUGUCCGAAUUUUCGAAUUUCUCUUGUCCACAGAUCAGCAUUCAGAACUCGUACGCAACUAUUUUUCACUCAGACCCAGAGGGUCGGAUUCUCCAACUUGCUGGACACAAGCUCCGGGUCAAGGAGGAAGCUCUUGGCUACAACGUGAGCUACAACAUAUGCAACAUAGAAAUAGUUCUUACGAUAAGGAAUACGUACCGUUUUUCAUAUUAUUAUGAUACAAAGAAAAUGUCACAAAUAAAUUCCUCGAUGUUAAAAAGUUUCUAUAACUUUCAGACGGCACACUAACCUCCCAACACAACAACACUAAACCCCCACGACAUGUCACCCCCACAUGACACAACACCCCAAACACACCACAUACCCCACCACGCCACAUCCAAUCCACACAAUACCACACCACACUCCCACAACACCACACCACACUCCCACCACACCACACCAAACUCCCACCACACAACACUCCCACCACACCACACUCCCACCACAUCACACUCCCAUCACACCACACUCCCACCACAUAACACCACACUCCAACCAUACCACACCACACUCCCACCACACCAAACUCCCACCACAAUCCUACCCUACCACACUUCCAGCACGUUUCAACCACACUCUAACCAAACCAUACCACACUCCCACCACACCAUAGCACACUCCCACCACACCACACCACACUCCCAACACACCCCAUUCCCACCACGCCACACUCUAACCAAACCAUACCACACUCCCACCACACCAUAGCACACUCCCACCACACCACACUCCCAACACACCCCAUUCCCACCACGCCACACUCCCACCACACCGCACUGCCACCACUUCACACUCCCACAACACCACACUCCCACAACACCACAACACACUCCCAACACACCACAACACAUUCCCACUACACCACACCUCACUCCAAAUACACCACACUUGCACCACACCACACUCCCACCGAGCAACAUUCCCACCACACCAAACUGCCACCACACCACAAUCCCACCAAACCAAACUACCACCACACCACACUCCCAAAACACCACUCUCCCAAUACACCACACCACACUCCCACCACCUCACAUUCCCACCACACCACACUCCCACCACACCACAUGGCCACCACACCACACUGCCACUACACCACACUCCCACCACACCACAUGCCCACCACACCACACUCCCACCACACCACCCCCCCACCACACCACACGCCCACCACACCACACACCCACCACACCACACUACUACCACACCUCUCCCACCACACCACACUCCCACCACAACCCACUCCCACCACAACACACUCCCACCACACCACACUCCCACCACACCACACUCUCACAACACCACACUCCACCACAACACACACCAGCACAACACACUCCCACCACCCCACACUCCCACCACAACACACACCCACCACAACACACUACCACAACACCACACUCCCACCACACCACAUUCCCACAACACCACACUCCCAGCACACCACACCCCCACCACACCAACUCGCAUGCUUCAAAUUUAUCACGGUAUCAUCUCCUUGCACAGAUCCCUUCCAUUACUUAUUCAUUUAUUAUUUCAACUUCCUCCCCCACCCCCAAACCCAAACCCCAACACAGGAGCGCCGCCUACACCUACGUCGUCAGUGACACGUCAGCAGACGCUAUGGCAAACGUCAACCAGGACAAAUCUUUUAUGACGGACAAAGAGAUUCUAGGCGUAAGUAUCAUCGCACAUACAGAUUCUGAACGUUUGCAAUAUCGGACAAACAGUUUCUUGCAGCUUGUAAUAUCGGACAGACAGUUUCUGGGUGUAUGUAAUAUCGGACAUGGAGAUUCUUAGUGUGUAAUAUCGGACAAACAGAGAGUGAGAUUAUGAUUAAGCUUUACUCUUCUGAUCUAAACACUCUGUUAGAAACUAUCGUCUCGGACAAGACUUCCAUUAAAGUCGAUAAUUCUCAAGGUCGAUAGUCUCAAGGUCGAUACAUCUCAAGGUCAAUAAGUCUCAAGGUCGAUAAAUCUCAAGUUCGAUCAUUCUCGAGGUCGAUAAGUCUCAAGGUCGAUCAUUCUUAAGGUCGAUACAUAUCAAGAUCAAUACGUCUCAAGCUCGAUAAUUCUCAAGGGCAAUAAGUCUCAAUAUCGAUAAGUCUCAAGGUCGAUAAGUCUCAAAGUUGUUAAGUAUCAAAGUCGAUAAGUCUCAAAGUCAAUAAGUCUCAAGGACAAUUAGUGAGUCUCAAGGUCGAUAAGUUUAAAGGUCGAUAUGUCUCAAAUUUUGCUUAAGAUACCUUGCAUUAUAUCAUUAGACAUUAGACAAAUAUAUCGUAAUAAUUGAGGCCUUUAUUUACUGUAAUAAUUAAGGCCUUUAUUUAUUGUAAUAAUUAAGUCCUGUAUUUACUGUAAUAUUAAGGCCUGUAUUUACUGUAAUAAUUAAGGCCUUUAUUUACUGUAAUAAUUAAGGCCUUUAUUUACUGUAAUAAUUAAGGCCUUUAUUUACUGUAAUAAUUAAGGCCUUUAUUUACUGUAAUAAUUAAGGCCUUUAUUUACUGUAAUAAUUGAGUCCUGUAUUUAAUGUAAUAAUUGAGUCCUGUAUUUACUGUAAUAAUUGAGUCCUGUAUUUACUGUAAUAAUUGAGUCCUGUAUUUACUGUAAUAAUUAAGGCCUUUACUUACUGUAAUAAUUAAGGCCUUUAUUUACUGUAAUAAUUAAGUCCUGUAUUUACUGUAAUAAUUGAGUCCUGUAUUUACUGUAAUAAUUGAGUCCUGUAUUUACUGUAAUAAUUGAGGCCUGUAUUACUGUAAUAAUUAAUUCCUGUAUUUACUGUAAUAAUUAAGGCCUUUAUUUACUGUAAUAAUUAAGGCCUUUAUUUACUGUAAUAAUUAAGGCCUUUAUUUACUGUAAUAAUUAAGUCGUGUAUUUAAUGUAAUAAUUAAGGCCUGUCUUUGCAAGCAUCGUAGACGUCACCAAAAAAGUAACAAAAAACAAUAAUAUUAAACUUUGAGCUCCAGACACAAUGACAAAAUCCCAUUAAUUGAAAUAUAUAAAAGAAACCUUUCCGAAAGAAUAGUUUCAAUAAUCUCAAUUGGGCGUUUGUUGAAGGUUUGGGAGUACAUAUGUCGUUAUCGGGCCUGGCUUUAAGUCAGACCGUACAUCAGCUGUUUAUUUUGACAUAAUUUGUGAUAAAAAAUAAUUGCGUUAUUUCUUCUACAGAUCCUUCAACAGUCGGCUGACGGCACUCCGGUCACUGGUUUGUCUGAUCCGGCAAUCCUGGAGGUGUCUGCCGUGGAACCGUAUCAGGAAACCCAAUCCAGCAGUGCGGACGAGUUCUUGUCCUCGCCUGGUGGCAUAGUGAUGUUCUGUCUGCUGGGUCUGCUGCUGCUGGUGGCGCUCAUACUCCUCAUCGUCUUCUUGUGCCAUAGGAAAAACAAGAAUGUUGAUAAGUGGUGCGUUGUGCCGUUUGGAGGGAGAGUCUCAUCGGGGAAUGAUUUGAAGAGUCAGAGUUGUGAGAGGUUUGCAGAAGGGACUCAUCAAGGGAGUGAUUUGAGAGCCUGGGGUUGGGAGUUUGGCAGGAGGGCCUCAUCGGGGGAGUGAUCGGAGAGCCUGGGGUGGGAGGUUGGCAGGACGACCUCAUCAGGGGAGUGAUCGGAGAGCCUGGGGUUGGGAGGUUGGCAGGACGGCCUCAUCAGGGGAGUGAUCGGAGAGCGUGGGGGGGGGGGUUGGCAGGAGGGCCGCAUCGGGGGNUGGCAGGACGGCCUCAUCAGGGGAGUGAUCGGAGAGCCUGGGGUGGGAGGUUGGCAGGACGACCUCAUCAGGGGAGUGAUCGGAGAGCCUGGGGUUGGGAGGUUGGCAGGACGGCCUCAUCAGGGGAGUGAUCGGAGAGCCUGGGAUGGGAGGUUGGCAGGACGGCCUCAUCAGGGGAGUGAUCGGAGAGCCUGGGGUUGGGAGGUUGGCAGGACGGCCUCUUCGGAGGAGUGAUCGGAGAGCCUGGGGUUGGGAGGUUGGCAGGACGGCCUCUUCGGAAGAGUGAUCGGAGAGCCUGGGGUUGGGAGGUUGGCAGGACGGCCUCAUCAGGGUAGUGAUCGGAGAGCCUGAGGGUUGGGACGUUUGCAAGGAGUUGGAUAUUGAUUGGGUGGUCUCAGCUUCAGGCGACUGAUUUUUCAGUUGACAAAGUUACUUUUGGUACUUACAGUUUACACUUAGUGGUAAGCUUGAAAUAACAUGGCAACUUUGAAUAGUCGAUAAAGAAAACGGUUAAUAUGCUUAAAUGCUUUAGGGCUCUUCAUGCAAAUGUGUUUAAUUUGGUUACUGACUUUUUUUUAUUAAACGUCGUAUGCAUGAAACAACUCACACACUUACAUUUCUUCGUGGAUUUUUCCAGGGAAGAGAAGAAGGGUAAAGAUUCAAAAGACGUCAGAGGAGGUGAGUGUUGCAGCUAGUCUUCUAUGUCAUCUAAGUAAAAUCAAAAUCCGUGAAAUAAAUUCCGUUUGAUGUCACUUACAUAGUAUUUAAACCAGAUAUAAUUGUAUAUAUUUUAAAGGCAUAUUUUGAAGGAAAAAAUUCUCUUUCAGAAAAAGUAACACCCUUUUUCAAAGUGUCACAAAGGAGUGCGAGUAUUGACACCACGAGACAGCACCAUGACCCCUCCUUAGGACACCCACCUAAGACUCUUAUCAACACACCUAACUCAUAUGGCUCUAACGACAAACUGAGAGAUGAACACGCCGCAGAGAAGUCCCACAGCAACAAGUCUGUAGAGCACGCCGAACCAGUACCCAUCCUUCACGUGGAGCCAACCAAAGACACAGAGGUGAAGUCUAAAGAGGAGACCACUCGGAUCUUCACCACCAGAGGGGAUACCAACAACAACGUCUCCCUUAUAAAAUACGGCAGGAAAUCCACCAAAUUACCCACCACAGCCUCAGCAAUCCCUGGGAAGGACGCCAAGAAGAACACCGCCGUCCGCAAGACCUCGGAAGUCAAGGGACCUACUGAUAAAAAGGGACAGAACACGUGGACGAACUCCGUUCCAAGCCCACCUGACGCUCCGAGCUCUCUCAACAAAGAGAAACCAGCGUCCGGUGAUUCUAAAUCUGUCAGUGAUGAACCAACCUCUGCCUCCGGCUCACAUAAGAACGAAGCCAGCGAAAGUGCGGGUUCUCACACUGCGUCCAGCACGAGCCAGGGUGCAUCCGCAGAUCCCGUUAAUGACAACGGUUUAGAGAUUGUUGGUGAAAAGGUUUUCACCAACCAGGGAACCGCUGCUGACACAACCUAGUGUCAUGACAUUUCAGUCGUAGUACUAAAAGCUUCAGAAAGUCUCCUAGAUUUGUUUUUAAAAUUUACUAACGCCAGGUUACCUUUGAACUCAGUCUAAGCACAAACACAUGAAAUAGUAGUUUCCUUUUUUCGAAAAAACUUUUUUUUUUUUAAAUCUUGAAAUAAAUUUUCAGUUAAACAUAAUCUCCAGUUUUCCCUAGCCAAUUGUUUGAAAUUUUCAGCCUUAAGAAAGCAAGAAAAAGAUAUCUAAGAUACUCGGGUUUGAGU
Lymnaea stagnalis (great pond snail) is the source of this 48662-nucleotide messenger RNA. The record is from the annotation of a GenBank genome assembly. NCBI's taxonomy places the organism in Eukaryota, Metazoa, Mollusca, Gastropoda, Lymnaeidae.